AUGGCCUCCAUCAUUUGCCGGGUUCAGUACCUGGAGGACUCGGACCCGUUCAUCUGCACAAACUUCCCGGAGCCGCGGAGACCUCCGACCGUGAACAUCGAGGAAAACCUGCCGCUGAGUGAGCAGAUCGCCGGGAUACACAAUCUGCUGGAGGCGCCUCUGAAGGUGGGUCAUUACCUGAUCAGCGACAACACUCUCACCCUGGAGGUUAUUUUUUAACUUUAUCUGACUGUAAAACAACCUCCGGACUGUUUUUUAACUUUAAACCUGUUUUUGUCAAUUUUUAAACGAAUUGUCUCUUUUUAAAGAGACAAAGUUAAGAGUUAUGGCUACAGGUGUCAGUGAAGCUACAGUCCUAACCAAACCUCAUUCAAAAAUCAGGUGUUUUCAUUUAACCGCGGUUAUGUGGCAAUUUACCCGACUCUCCUUUUCUUUAACGUUUUUUUUAAUUUUCGGUUUACAUUAAUUCAAUAUAGUGUACAAACGUGGCCGAAUUCACCGGAAUAAUUUUGUCUUUUAACCAGCAGUUAGCUUAGUGCCUGUGGUUGCUAGUUACAGCUGCUCUACUAAAAAUAUAUGUUUUUAUUAUAUGGAAUCUGGUAUGAAGUUAUUUUUAGCUCCUGUUUUUUAUACGUGAGAACUUUUGGUCCUCUCAGGGUUCACUAAAAAAAGAUCUUAAAUCAACAAUUUUGAGCAUGAAGUUCAAUACUCAAUAAACCAGCAGCUGUUUUGAAGUGAGGUCUGGAGUGAUGGGAUCCACCUUCUUGGUCUUAGUGAGGACUCCAGCUGCAGCUUCUGAUCCACUUUUAUAAAAUACCUGCAAAGACAUACAGUGUGUACUGCUGUGGAGUAUAAAAAAAAAGACUUUUUCAGGACACUGAAUUUGUUUCUGUAAGUGGUGAGUGUAAGACAGUGAUGCAUGACUCACUUUAGGGUCAUGGUGAUAGAUUCCAGUGCAGGUUGCCACACAGACCUAAAUAGAUCACUAAUUGUGUAAUAGACUGCGACGAAACGUAGGUCAGACAGUCAUGUUCCUUACAUGCAUACAUGAUUAACUAUUAACUUUAAUUCUUAUUUAUGUUCAUACCCCAAAAACAGCCUUUAAUAUCCUACGUUUCUGUUAAAAUCACCAGUCACUGAGUUUCUGAUUUUGACCGAUCAACAGAUAUUUUCUCCCAAAUAUUGAAUUUUAGGGAAAAGAAAACCGCUUUUUCUCACAGUGGAGAACCUGAACAGUCAUUCAUCAGGAGUUUAACGUUGAUUGAAGAGUUCACUGACGAAUGAAUGUUGACCUGGUGUGAAUGAGUCAGGAUAUUUACAGACUGAAUAGAGACAGUUGGCAUGACAACCAUCGCAGCUGACCUCCUUGGAGCUGCGCCGUACUGUCCCUCAAUUUAAGAAGAUUCAAGUCCACUCCUAGUUUUGGUUCUGGAUGGUCUCUUAAAUCCGUUUGUGAUAGAGGCGUUAUAAAGGCAAGGAAACAAACAAACAAACAAACUGAAGCCAAAUGCAUUUUUUGUAAUUUUCUGUGUUUUUGCAGGAAAGAAUGAAAGAAAACUCUAAACAUUUUCCAUCAAAGUUAAGCAAAUAGGCUGCAGCAAUCGAAUAUUUAUAUAAUUAAGUAUUCUAUUGAUUUUUACAGUCAUUAAUCAGUUAAUCUAAUAAGAAGGGUAUGUUUUUUUUGUAUUACUGCUAUUAUUAUAUACUAAUAUGUUAUAUUAUUAUAUUAUAUUGUACUAAUUAGGGCUAAAACGAUUCCUUGAAUACCUCGAUUACAAAUAAUGAUCGAGGAAUUUUCUCUGCCUCGUUUAUCAGCUCAAAUCGUUACGGAUUCGCACAGAUUCUUUUGAAGUACGGUAGAAGGAGGAGUUAGCACCGUUUAGGUUUUGCAGAGCCGAAAAAAUGCUUUUUUUCCAGUGUUGCCAACCGAGCGACUCUGCACACUUCUCUUCACGUUAGCUUGUAGCCUAACAUCGCUGGUGUCGUAGCAGAAGCAGGUAACUUCAGAGCUAUUCAGCUUUCGGACGCUAAUGUCUUUAGGGACAUGAUUAAAGUUAAUAUCAUAAUUAGCUUUCUUACGAGUAUAGCAAUCCGCUAACGCACACUCUUGUUCCGUGAUUGUCCUCUUUUUCGCGGGGUCUGGCCUUCAUUGCGGGGCUACAGGAAAUCUAACUUUAUGUGAGUCUGCUGUUUGCAUCCGAUUACUCGAGUAAUUGGUAGAAUAUUCGGAAGAAUACUCGAUCACGAAAAUAUUCGAUAGCUGCAGCUCUAAUACUAAUAAAGUUCUUCUUGUUAUAAUAUUCUAUUAUUAUCCUAGAAUUGUACAUGAGAAUCGGUACGACAUUUUAAUGGUAAGUGUUUGAGUAGGUUACGAAGCCCGUGGGAAAAUGCAAAUAUGGCCACCCUAUCUGUUUAAGUUCUCCAGUUGGUCCACCCCAGUCUUAAAGUUUGGGCACGCCCCUGGAGAGCAGCGCAGAGAAAACAGCGGGAUCUGAGAGCGAUAAGGCUUUUACGUCAGUUUAACAAAGACUGAGAAAUAUUUCGAGUCAGUCAAACUUAAACUCCUGUUCUUGAAAAAGUGUAAAAAGGCAAAUUCCCAAACUGGCGGGAGGAAAAUUAACGGUCAGCUGGAGCGCUAUAGUGAAACCACUGCUGCGCCUAAACAGCACCUGUCCUGUCGGCAAGUAGAUCAGGAUGAAGUAAAAAAAAAAAAAAGUUCACCACUCUGAAGAGGAUUGGGUGUAGGGCUGGGCGAUAAACCGAAAAUUUACCAAUAACGAAAUUUACAACAAUAACCAUUUUGUCAUUUUGCUCAUAUUCGUAUAUUCGGUGUCAAAAAAAUCAAAGUUGUUUUUGGAUGUGUGUAGGUAGGCUAUGGUCUCAUGUCCCUUUAAGACUCUGUCCUACGUCAGAGACGGGACUCCACCCCAUCCAGUCUGUAACAAAGAGGGAAAGACAGGUGAGGAGAUGGAGGACGGAGAGAAAGUUGGAGCGGCUGAAGUAGACGAAGUUAAUGUGGGAGGGGGUGAGCAGCUGGUGGAGUAGUUAUCAUCCAUUUAUCGUUAUCGAGGUGAACUGAUCAAUAUAUCGUGAUAUUGAUUUUAGGCCAUAUCGCCCAGCCUUAGUUAUGUGCAUCUUGUCCAUGUAGAUAAUCCUGUAAACGGAGUUUGGAAGGCGUGUCUGCUGCUGUUCGGUCCUCUGUAGGUCAGUUAUUGUCUGUUAUUGUCCUGAGCGCGCGUUUCCAAACAGCAAGAGAGCGCAGCGACAUGCUUCAGAGGCUUACUCAGCGUGAAGUCACAGUUUCAUAUCAGCCUUUUUUCUUUUACUGUGGCACUCAUUCCUCUUUUAUCAGAGAGGCUAAAGUACACUGACCGAGAUCCAGCCUGUUGUUGUGGUGUAUAAGGAGGCGGUCUUACUCAGCGGAAUAUUUGUUCAUACCAGCAGUCAUCUUCAUCCUGACGCUCUGACUGUAGUGACCCUGAUAUCCCCUCCGUGGGACAGGACUCCUGUUUGUUGCUCAGAUCGACUUUAUGACUUCCUUGUUAGUUACAUAAAGGAGACUGAAAUCUGCUCCAGUCUGCUGCUGCGAGGCGUUCGGAGCCCCGCUGGAAUCUCUGGGAUCAGAUAAAGAACAGAGUGCCAGUCCCACUAGAUUACAUUCCUCCUCUGACCCCCUAAUUGUUCCCAUCAUGCUCUGGGACUAGACCUGAGGGCUGAAAUCCAAUUAGGUGAUCUGACCAUGCGGAGACUCGUUUUUGCCAAAUAUUUUAUGAAUCCUUCUGCAGAGUUUCUGGUUAUUUAGAAGUGGUUUUUCGCCCCACUUCCGGGGGAGAUUGUGGAGGAAAAGGGUGGGACCUGUAAACAGGAGAUAAGCUGGAUGGAGGGAUGGAUGGACGGACGGAUGUAAUACUAACAGGGGGGUGUUGAUAAGAAGAAAAAGGCCUUUCCUUCCUGCUCCUGCUAAGACAGCAGCUGCAGAGAAACAGCAUGAUGAGGGUUUGUUUGGAGACUCAUUGUCCUAUACAAAGAUAUGUUUAGCCUAGCUUAGCGCAGAGACUGUUGGAGUCUCUGGUUGGAAAUGCAUAAAGCUCUGAGAGAGAGAGGAGAUGUUUUUAAAGUCCCAGUCCGACCAAAGAUGCUCAUCGUUGUUUACUCAGAAAAAGUGCAGAUGUUAUUUUGUAGACUGUCACUGUAUCGUGGAAAUUUCCAUAACUGGCUAUAAGAUAAUUGACUUUAACAGUCUCCACACACCGAGCGCGAGUAAAAUCAUUUGAGCGAAUGAAUUACAUGUUGAGUCAAUGCAAAGACGUGAUUUGACGCUCGUACUACUCUGCGGCGCGAAUGACGCGAAUCGGUCAGGAGCUGAAAAUGUCUCAGCUCUCUAAUCAGCACAAAGGUUGCUGGAUGACGUGUGAAAAUGGACGGUUGUUUACUGGUAUCUAGGCCUGUCGCGAUAAUCAAUAAAUCGCCUUAUCGCUCGGUAAAUAAAAACGAGGUCGGUCAUUUUGCCAGCCUCGAUAAUUAACGUGCGUUUGUUUUCCUCCUCUCUCGCUACCAAACACGCUGGAUGAGAGAAGAGGUCUCACUCUGCGCAUUUUUCUCGGCACCUGGGGGCGUUGGCUCUAUAGCGGAAUGAACGGAGUUAGUGAACCCUCCUGUCAGUCAUUCAGUGUCUUUGUUACGAGGGGGCGCGCGCGAAGGUACACGUAGGCGCGCACAGGCACACAGACACAGACUUUUGGAUACAAUGCUGCAAGUGAGCGUCGUGAGUGAAAAGCAAGCUAACAGAAUGAACACGACAGCUUUGGUGUCUACACCGAACGCAACAGCCCAAGUGUGGGAAUAUUUCGGCUUUAAACCAGUUUUGUUUUCGUCAACCACAAAACUCCACGUGUGUGCGCGCGCGUGUGUGUCUGUGUGUUGGAGGAGCACAGCAGGCUGAUGAGAGCUGUCAGAGCGGACUGAAGCUGCUCCUAUAUGUUUAGCGUUUAACUGACUGAGUUUUGCAACUCUGUUCGUCAUUUUCGUCUCGUCCCAUCAACGUAAACGCACUUUCGUCUCGUCACAUUUUAGUCAUCUCCGACUGAUGUUUAGCUCGUCAACGUUACGUCUUCGUCGCGGGAGAAAUUAAAGUUUAUCACUUUUGACACGGUGUACUCGCAUUAUUAUGCCAUUUCAUAUCAUUAUCUAUAAUUUAAAAAACUGUGUCAAUAAUAUCGUUUAUCGGCGAUAAUUUGUAGCACAAUUAUCGUCCAGCAAAAUUUGUUAUCGAGACAGGCCUACUGGUAUCUAAAAUGGAGGACAAACUGAUGGUGUCGGUGUGUGGAAGCUCCGAAUUAUACGAGACCUUUCUUUCAAUUACCGAAACCAGAAUAAGAAGAAGCUCGCCUUGGAUGCCUCAGCAGAGAUUAGCAUUGAAAUUCCUGUUGUCGCGCGAAUGAAGCGAGUAGAUGAUUUUACUCCCACUUGGUGUGAACGCCCAAUUUUUACUGACAACUAAUACUGAUAUGGUGGGGAUAUUCUCGUCUUCUCUGGAGUAUCCAGCAAGGAUGCAACAUCACAGUCCACCCCUGGUCUUGGUUUUGGUUUUGGUUUCAGUUUUGACGGCUCUGGAGUCGGUGAACUAGAACACCAUCUUUGCGACUCACAGCCUCCAGAGUUUCAUGUUAUAUUCUGUUUCUUUUGUGGAUUCGAUCGGAUAUUUACUCAUGGUUUAGAGAGAAAUAUGAUACAUUAAAGUUACGGCACGACUGAAAACACCACGAUUCACAAGCUUGUACUGAAUGAAGGACGCUAAACCAAAAGACAAAUGUAACGCUAAGUUUUUAUGAAAGUGAAGUUUUUACUGAAUUAAAAAUCGAAUUUUCAGAGAAAAAAAUCAGGAAACUAUUUUUGUCCAAAAUUGUGCAGCCCUCUAAUUCACCUUUAAAACCAACUAAACCGACGCCACAUAAUAGCAAACAGUUUAAAAGUUUGAUUUAAAGACUUUAAACUCCAACCUUCAAACCUUAUGAUGUUGAAAAAUGGUUGAAAGUUUACUAAAAAAGACUUAACAGUCAGCAAGGAUUGAAAUAAAAAGGGCUAAAACCUCUCUCCAAAUGAGAAGUCUUCCCUCUCUGACAUCCUGGAGUUUCACAUUUGAAUGUCUGAAGAGUUAAAACACUCUCACCUGUGUCUUUAUUAGACACAUAAGGAUGGAUUAGGAGAGAGGCCCCGGAGGACGUUAUCUUAUAAACAAACCUCCAGAUGAUGUCCUCAUUUAAAGGAUGGAGGUGAGGUCAUGUGUUGGUGCUCUGCCACCUCCGUCUCUCUCCACACUCGAUGUUUCCAGAGGAGUCUGAGCGGGAGGAGGAGCUGCCGCCGCCGCUGCUGCAGAAAAAUGUGGUUCUGCUGGUUCAGAGUCUGCAGCCUGUUCAGCCGCUCACUUUCACCAUCAGACCGGUUCAUUUUCUGCCCCUGAUUACAGCCUCCUCAUACCUGACCAUGACUCAUGGUUCACAGCUACAAGACGCACAGCCUGCUGGACUAAAAAUAGACGGAAAACAUCCAGAGCUGAAGUCUGUCAAACACCGACUGUGUUUACUACGUGAAAAGAGAAAAUCCGACACUCGAUCAUCUCUGCUGCAGAGGAGAGUUUAUGCAAAGAUUAGAUAGUGCAGAGUUGUUGGCGAACGCUCAAAUAUCAGAACUUAAUCAGACCGGGAAUGCAAGAAGGACUCGCAGAGCUACAAAUGAUUGAAUACGCAGAGAAUCAACAUCCAGAGCAGGUUCAUGUGGGCAAAGAUAAGGCGGCAAGACGAGAAUCAAACAGAGUCAGAUUCAGCCUCACAGUGUUCAGUUUUCUGCGUGCCUGUUCUUUUUGAUGAAACAAGAACGUUCAAGCCGGGUUACAGCCAGUAAAUAAAUGGCUCUGAUGUUGCUGGUAUGCAGAUCCAGGUCUGUUCCAGCUUUGCCAAUCACCAGUCUGUCAGCUUAGUAUCCAGAGUUCGAGUCGUUUGCUCUACAGAAUUUAUGGUCUUUCUGUCUGUAGUGGUGCCCAAGAAUGCUCUUAACAGUCUGUUACUCAGUUUAUCGUUGACAUCCCUCAUACUCUCCGAACAGCAGCCUCUGAUGUUCAACAAUGUUGAGGUACAAAAAAACCUGCAGUACCUCAAAAGUCCACUUGGGGCCUGUUCCAAAGCCAAGAAAUCCUCAUUAACACCCAUAUUGACAUGUCCAACUUGACCGCAGAAUAAAACAUGUUUACAGACUGGUUCAGACUUUGGUUUUUGGUCUGAGUGGCUCUUUUGUUUUUCACACACAGGAGUGUACAGGAGGUGGUUUCUAAUUACUCAUCUGUUUUGAUUAUAUUUGGCACAGAGUUUAUAAUAGAUUUACAUAAUUGAGGGUGGGGCGGCGUCGACUGGAUGUUUGGCGCCGUAGAGCCUCAGCUCCACCUCUUUGAGUCACACCUUUCCAAAAUGUUGUUGGCUCUGGUUUGGAUCUGCUGAGAACCAAAUACUGUUCGGAUUAUAAAUACCCGACAGAAAGCACACUGAAGGUUUAACUCGUGUUUUGUCCUUGGUCUUCUUUAUUUUUUGACCACACAGGCGACAAAAGUCAUAAACCUGAAAUAAUUAACCAAACAUAACAGGUUACAAAUGAUAAUAUUUAUGAAAUUAUAACCUUUAAAUAGCUACUUUUACUUUUUAUCAUACCUUUUACUUCAAACAAAACGUAGACUUUUUUAUACUUUUAUCAACCAAUUCUCUUAUCAUGAUUAAAGUAGCAGACCCAACUGAUUAAACACAGUUUCACAAUACUGGCUAAUUACAAGCUAAAUGCUAACAACAGCCAGCUAAACACUAGUUUAGAAUGCUAAUCCGGAGCUAGCGAACAUGCUAACGCAAGCUAGCUGUGCUAAUUAAACGCUAACCACAAGCGCUGAAUAACACUCUCAUUCUCAAUAUUCUGAUACUACUCUUCCAGGACUACUUAAUAAUGAAAUAAGCACCAACACCAACAUUUACAAGCUACACAUUGUUAGCAUUAGCAGGCUAAUUUUUAGCUCUAGCUAACCGAUGGGCCGUGUGCUUCUGCUGAAUCCGGACACAACUCUGAAAUAAAUUACUCAGAGCUACAAAUAAUGAUUAAAUAAUGAAAGUCUUGACAAACACGUACUCUGAAGACACAGUCCGGUGUUCAGGACUGCAGUGGACUCUGGUCAGUGAUGGUUGCAGACUGUAGCCUCGUGUGAACUGCUGCUGUUUUGGUUUCCAAAGAUCCAGAGGUGCUGUUGUCAUCAAGACUCAAGUCCCAGACCUUCUGAGACAAAGUUCAGUGCUGAAAAUAAAUAUGUAAAUCGUACGUAAACCUAGAUGAGCACUUAGAGUCUCUGGGAAGUAGGGAAUUAAGUUGAGUCAAGUACGGUUAAGUUGCUGGUCUACCUGCCAGUUUCUCUGUAAAAGGGUCGAGCUGACUGGCAUCCGUGUGGCUAAAACACUUACUAUUAACACAUAACUCGUACAGCCUCACUUCAAAAACACUGAAAUGUCCCUUUAAAGCUUCAUUAAGGAACAGGUGAAACCCACAUGCACAAUAAAUGAAAAAUUCUUAUUGUGGGUUUAUUACAGAUACUCACGUUUCAAAGUGAAAAACGUGUUUUAUCGUGCAGCUCUCAAACACAGGUAUGUCUGUCUUUAUCUCAGGUUUGUGAAUGACAAUAGGACCUGAAUCGCAGGUGUGUAGAUGUUUUUAAAAGUAUGAAUGGAUGAGAAACACAAUCAUAGGGUGGGUGUGUCUGACUGACGAAAAGGAGAGUCUAAUUAGCAUGAGACAAAACGAACCCGCCCAAAACUGGAUUAUAAUUGUCUCUUCGCUCUCCUUUAUGAAACCUGUUGAGUCUUAUUUUCUUAUUUGAAGCUCAGUGCGUUCGGAUGAUUUCUUCUCUGGGAGAUAAACAGACGAGCCGUCUUCUAAUAUAGGGCCUCAGCUGAUAAAGUGUUGAUGGAUAAAUGUGAGGAGCUGACCUCAUCAGACGAACAGGUUUUGUGGGUUUUGUUUGUGUAAUCGUGUCACAGCAGCAGCAGCUGCUCAGGAUCUGUUUAUACUGGGAUCUCUGUCUCUGUCCGUCACUCAAAGAUGAAUGAAGCCCGGUGUAAGACGUCAAAUAUUAACCCCUGUUGUUCUGUCUGUCUCAGCUGGAGGAGUGCGCCCUUCAACUGGCUCCUAAUGGAAACUACCUGGACCUGGACUCAUCGAUGGCCGAGCAGAGAGACGAGCUGGAGAACUUCUAUGAAGACUUAGCGUAAGAACACCUUCACCUUCACUUUACCUGUCUGUGUUCACGCGCUGUCUCACCUGUCAUGGUCGCUCCGUGUGACCUGUUCACCUGUGUGUGUGUGUUUAAAGUCAAACUCCACCCAGCGUUCAUGAUUGAAUUGUCAAACACUCAGCAGGAAGAAGACCGGCUUAGUCUGAGGGAGGUGACAGUGAGGGAUUAUCGACAAAAAAAAAAGAAAUUAAAAAAAAUAUAUAUAUUUGAUUAGGAAAAUUUGAUCGUGACUUUAAUUGAUAAAAAAAGAAAAAACAAUAAAACAAUAGUGUUUAUUAUUUUUUAGAAUAAUGAAAAAAUAAACAGUUGAUUUAUUUUUAUUUUGUAUUUUUUAUUUAUAUUAUUCUCAUUUUUUUAUUUAUUUCAUUUCAAUUUUGUUAUGUUUUGUUAAUUACUUCAUUCAUUUAAAUUGUUUGAAAUCAAGUAUUUUUCCAAUUGUUUGUAAUUAAAUUGUUUUUGUUUAUUAUUUUAUUUUAUGAACUUAUUUAUUAUUUUAUUAACUUUUAUUAUUGAAUCAGUUUAUUUGUUUUUUAUUUUGAUUGAAUUAGCAUUAUUUUUUCAUUUAUUAUUUAUUUGAUUUAUUUUAUUUAUUUUUAAUUAUUACUUAUUUAUUUUGUUUUAGAUUAUCAUUUUUUGUUCAUUUUUUCAACAUUUUUUGUUUACUGAUUGAUUUUUCAUAUUAUUCAAUUUUUUUUUUAUUUCAUACAUUUUUCAUACAUUUUUUAUUUAUUGGUUUUUUUUUAUCUUACAUAUUUAUCAUUGUUAUUUUUUAUAUUCUAUUUAAGUAUCAUUUUUUAAUCUAAUCCCUAUUUUGUCAUUGUUACAUUUGUUUUAAUUUUAUCUAUCGUUUAUUUGUUUUAAUCUUUUUAAUUCCCGUCUAAAACUUACAUAUAUUUAAUUUUAUGUUGUUUUUUUUGUUGUUGUUUUUUUUGUGAGCAGUGGAGUCGCCUCCUGCUGUUCAUCAGAAAAACUGAAAAUUGAGUUGCUUUGUAGGUGGAGGCUACAUGUCUCAGAUUUAACCUUAAAGAUAAGGCUCUGAUUGAAACUUCAUUUUUCAGUCCAUCAUAAUCAGAUAAAAAUGAAGACAUUGAUGUUUCCUCAGGAUUAUUUCCUUUUAGGGAGACAAACAUCAAAAACUCUCAUACAGCUCGGUCGGUCCUGUCCGCUCAGAAACAGAAGCAGAAAUAUGUCUCAGUCGGUCUUUGCUGCUAUAUCUGCAUCAUUCAGACACGACUCCUCUGGGAACAGAAAUAUUAGCGUCAGUCUGAGAUCCUUUCACUCACGACCGGCUGACGGCAAACGAGAGAAACUUCAAGAAGAGAGCUUUUUGCACCAUUGAUCCAUAAACCGAUAUUUAGGAGUCAGGGUGAGUCACACCAGACAGUAAAUGAGACUGACACCACUUAUCUCUUAAAAAUAUCUUACCUUGUGUUUGGGAGAAAUCAAUCAACGCUGUAGCUGUGUAAGUGAUUUACAGAAAGACACCACUGAGCGUGCACGACUUCUGCAGAAGAGCUGCAUCUUUACCACAGUGAGUGAUGGUGCUCAUGGGAAAUGCAGUCUUUAUCCCAUGAAGCAGUUUUGCUCUUCAAACAUCGUCUAAUCUUCUUCCAUCCUUUGGAAACCUCGUUUAUUUUUGGACUUUAAUCUUUUUUUUCUUCUCAUGGACUGAAUCUCUCUGAUCAGAACAACCAUCAGAGAGAUUUUUGGAGUGUAUUUCGUUCUUUCGUAGUGACAGGGACAUAAAUCUGAAGAGUCUCGCAGUAAAAACUCUCAUUCCUGUCUUUUUUUGUUCCCUGACUCUGAGGCUGAUGACUCGGUUUAAGGUCGGGGUUAGAGCUGGUCUCCAGGAAAUGAAUAUGAGUCAAUAUAAUAUGACCUCUGCUUUAGUUAUAGCAACACCACUGUGUUGGUGUGUGUUGGUGUGUGUGUGUGUGUUGGUGUGUGUGUGUGUUUGUGUGGAGGUCAGUUUCAAGUGGAAACUGUGUGUUUGUCCGAUUCCUACAAUGACACAAAAAGACUCUCUUUUUAGAUUUUAGUGAAACUCAAACUCUCCUCUUUUCUCUCUUUCCUCAUUAUUUCCGCACCUCCAUGCUGUCGUUCUUUCCGUCCUCUGAUCCCGGCAGGCCUCAGUCACUCAGUCAGUCAGUCAGUCAGUUUGUGUCAGUUGUGUCAGAUAAAAAUGACCUGUUCAACUAAAACUCUGCUGUCUCAGCGUCUGUAUGUUAGAUUCCUCGCUUGGUCACAUGUCCUCUUUGACUCCGCCCUUUCUUCUGUCUGCGUUUUCUUCCCACUUUUAGUGUUUAGGCGAGCAGAAGUGAUUUUUUUCCCGUCCUGCUACGCUACUUUUAGCCGCUCAGAGCUCCGAGGAGUCGGAACUACAGGAGAGGGGUGUGUCGAAUACAGUGAGUUGAUUGGAUGGAGAGGAGGAGCAGGAGAUUGACCAAUAGGAGCUGUCGGGGACGAAUGGCUCCUGUUGGUCAGUGUUUUUGCAGCCCUGCACCUGAUAGGAUGAACGGAUUUUUUUCCGAUCUUUUUUCUCUUCACUUUGUGGAGAUCGCACUAUAGGACCAUGAUCGCCAUAGAAACGAGGUUCAUAAUAAUUACCGAUCUCUCCAACUGUCAACCAUGACUUUAAUGCUGAACAACAUCUGCAGGUUUAGGAGCAACAGGACUCUGUAGUCGGAGUUAAAGUCACAGUAUGGACUCAAUAUCACUUUUCUGUUAAGGUCUGAUGAUCAAAUUCUAACGCUCUUUUGUUGAAAGGACAACUAGACUUAAUUGAGACGUUUCGCCGUAGAGCUGGAAAUCAUAGAUGCUGCAUCCUCAGUUUGAAACAAUAUCUCCAAGUUUAGGAGCAACAUCUGCAGACUGUGAAGCUUCAUGAAAACGUCCUCAGAUCAUCCUGGUCUUUAAAACUCAGAUCUUCUCUGUGUGUUUCUGCGGUUUUCUUCUCUGACUGUCUCUUAUUUUUCCACAGAAAGGGGAAGAAGCCCAUCCUGAUCCUGAGGACUCAGCUCUCUGUGCGCGUUCACUCCAUUCUGGGUAAUUAUCUCCUCCUUGUCCCUCUUUUCUUUCUCUCUUUUUUUUCCAUCCCUCUCACCACAGUGACGCGGAGCUGCGAGGCGGCUAAGAGGAUUUCCUCCAUGAGUCUGAAGGAGAAAUGAGAAAAUUCUCACUUCUCUCUUUGAAAUGAAGCUGCUGGUUUGAAGUGUGUUUCUGUGUUUGAAGAUGAGAUUAAUUCAUGUUUUAUUGCCUCUUCGGUUCUUUGUUUCCUGAUUUUUGAAGAGUCCUCUGCCUCCAUAUUUCUUUAGACUUGAAAAUCAGCCUCUGUUGUCGACAUGUGACCUUCCUGCUGAAGUUUGUUGUUUAUUUUUGGGGGUUGAAACUCACUUGAAGUUGCAAAACCUCUCUCUCCUGUUAAGAACUUUGGGUUUCUGCCAAAAAAACACGUCAUUUCCUGAAGUGACUCUUUCAGAAUAAGAGUAUUUCAACAACAAAGCUACGAGGGAGUCAUCUUUGAAUUUCCUAAACUUAAAGGUGUUGUAGUCAGGAUCUGAGUUAGUUCCAGUUUUUAGGAGAAAUCUUGACUGUAAACUCUACCCCUCCAACCAGUUUUCCCCUCAGCUCCUCCUCUCUUAAGCCCCGCCCACAAACAGACGCUCCUGCUCGCUCGUAUCGUUCCGAUUAAAUUCAGAUAUAAUGCAGAUAAAUACUUCAGAUCAUUACAAAUGGGGCCCAGUCAAGGUGAAAGUCAAAAGCAUUGGUGCUACUGUAGAUGCCAACAGACUACCAGCAAACACAAUGUUUGCAGGACUUCUGCAACGAGGAUAAAGUGACAUAGUCCAGGACCCGAGGGAGGACAGUUUAGCGAUGGCGCUACAACACGCUACAGCAGGUCCGUUUGACAAGAAACACUUCUGUUACAGACACUUGUCUUACUUUGUUAAAGCGGUUUACCUGUCCAGCAGAAAGGUUACAGGGUCACCAAGAUCCCCAAGCGUCCCCCAUCGUUUAUGUUGACCCGGCUUUUUAGCUCUUGUCCGGUCUACCUCCGUUUUAAGCGCCCGUUAUUCCUCCAGAGUCUCCGGUAUUUACUUUGUUUUCUUGCUUGUGUCGGCAGUCGUGGCCAAAGGAGGAUUCAGACAAUUUUCCGAACUUUCUGGUUGGUUUCUACUGUCCGAUAUUGUAGCACGCUAACUUUGUUUGGGCUCCUGAACGACACGGGGGAGCAGCGUCUGCCUCACAACCAAUCAGGUUAGAGGAGGUGGAGAACGGCUUUGUAAAUACACCACAAAAAAGAUGCUUCUUUAACAGUUUCCUGCCGACCCCACCUUUAAACGUGUGGAGCAGAGUUUUGUCGUUUAGUUGGUGUUUUAAGGGAAGCCUGGAGAAAAGGAAAACUCUCAACAAAGACAGAGAAAAUAAACUUACACAGUGACGUAUUUUCAGUGACUUCUCUUUAGUCAUGGGAAAUUUUGAUUGCUUAAUUCAAGUUCACUCAUCACUGCGUGUCUCUGCGUUUAUCUGAGCUCCUGUAAUGUUGACUGAAUGACUCGGGGUCUUAAUAAAUCAAAGUUCAGAGUUCAGAGUGAAGCAGCUGGACUCUCAGUCAUCAUCGGUUAAAGUCGUCUGGUUUACUCAUCGCUCACAGGUGUUAUGUGUAGUUGUGCUACCUUGUCAAAGUCAGUAGAAACCCCUCUGAUAUAUGAAUAUUAAAUUUACGGUAUAUUCAUGUCAUCUUGUUUGAUCAGACAGACGCUGCAGGGCGUUUCAUUUUCAGUUUCUGUAACGUGUCGAAGGCUGAUGUUCAGAUAAGAGCGUUUCCUCUGAAGAGGAUCAGUGACGUCUUUGCUGUCUCUCCUGUUCAGACUCGUCUUUCUUGAUGAUAAAUGAUGCUGACUGUUCCUUUAUUAGGAAACAGAUCUCUGGAUGAUUUGGGUCAUGGGACGGUGUUUGUUGCAGCUCCACACAGCAGCUCUAUUCAUGAGUUAUCUGACAUCUAUAAAAGAGAGACGGUGACUUACUGUCAGCUGUUCUGUGGUUUCAUAGUCGCUCUUCACUGAAACAUGGAGGUCGUUACUUUAAAACUGUGAACAAACAAUCAUUUCUCUCUGAUGUGGUGAUGAAGUCAUGGUGUUGAUGGUGAAGUAUUUUUACACCCUCAUAAAAACCGUGUUAAAGUUUUUACAGCUCACGUUUGAUCACAGGCGGCUGAUCGAACAGAUCCGUCUUUUCAAGCUUUUAUGUAACGUCCGUUUUAACGUCAUCAAGACUGUUUUUUAAUGGUGGCUCAGAGCGAGGUCUCUCACUGUCGUUGGCUCAGGAGCACUGAAGCUGCUCCUUCUGUCCCUUGGCUUUUCAGACGCACACACCUUCCUCCUCCUCCUCCUCCUCAGGGACCUUUUUGGUGUCGAUUUUACAGAUACAGUAUUUCCUCAUCUACAUUAACUGGUUUCCCCUUUGAUUUUGCCUGCAUACUCGGAAUGGGAAUGGUUUCGAUUGAUCAUUGAUCAUUAAGAAUUACAUCGAUCACGCAAAUUUCAAUCAAUUGAACCUUAUUAAAGAAGAGCUGACAGUGGCGUCUAUCCUCCAGCUGCUUUCCGGCAAAGAUCAACCUCUGCUGAUCGGGAGUGAUACCCUAUCAGUCCAGUCAGAAUUUUGACAUUUUAUAAGAGGAGUGAUGUGGCGUCAGUGGGCUUCCAUAGAAAUGAAGAAAGUAGACAAAGUGUGGUGUGUGACCAUUUUGAGCGGAAAAAUGAUGAGGUCUGCGAUGCCGUGUGCAAGUAAAACAUGACGACAAUCCCAAUGAUGGACCACUUGAACCAAAAACAUGAGACUGAGUUUAUUGAAUCCCCCAAGUGUUCUUAGUCUGAACCAACCGUCAGCUUCUUGGUAAGAAGGAGGAUCUGUAGGGUGACCAGAUGUCCCCGAUGUCGGGGGGACAGUCCCUGAUUUGGACGACCCGUCUCCGGCCAAAGUUGUCUCCGGAAAUGUCCCCGAUUUUAGCGUUUUAUGAAUGAGAAAAAAAACCCAACGGUUAUUCCGGUAGCCGGGCAGGUAGGAAGUGCGAGUGAGCAUGUAGGGCACGCUGUCCUGAACAACAGUUUGGGGGAAGGGGGGGUUCAGUGAGGAAAAACAUGUUGCUUUUUUGCGUAUUUUCAAUUAAUUCAUUGAUUGAUUGAUAAUUUAUAUGAUUAAUCAAUCAAGGGACUUUCUUGAAAUGCUCAUUCCUACUACCUACAGAUUAAUGGCUGUUUAACUUGGGAACAUUUGCAUAUGCAUGACUUAAACUGUGCCGUACCAACAUAUGCAAUAAUUUCUUUCCUUAUUACUAAUAAAUCAAGUCUUAUCAUAAAGAAGUGAAAAGAUUUGGGAAAGACUGAGGAGUGUCAGUCAUGAUAUCAGUGUCUGUUUGUACCUCACAUUUACCUAAUUUACUGCAGGCUGAGUUCAGGUUCUAUAGGGAAACCAGAGGGACUAGAAAGAGCUACACGGCUGCACAGAAACUACACAUUGUGGACUUGGCUGAACGUCAUAGAUCACAGAGGAGGAGAGUUUUUAUCAAACAGACUGUUUUUUAUCGGGACAACCUUUAUUCGAUAUUUCACUGAACCUUGCAGCCAUCAGAUCCAGUUUCAUGAUUCAAUCCACUGAAGCAAUCAUAAACUUUUGUCUCCUAAAUGUGUAAAAGUGUUACUCCUGCACAGCUGUAACCACGCACAGUAAAUGAAGUCCUGAAUUCUUGUAUUUGUAUUUGACAUUUGUGCAGCUUCAUGUAUAUUUCUCCUGUCUUCAACACGUUUCUGUUUAGUGCAGCUUUUGUUUUGUAGAGUCUUGUCUGCUCCCUCUGAUACACACUGAUCGGUGAAAUGGGAUUGAGUUUUGCAUGCAGCUUUGAAUCCCCACCGUCGUGUUAUUGUGAAAUCUGAAACGCUGCAGCUGUCUCUGCGGCUCCGUCUUCAUUACUGACAGGCGGCCACGUUCGUUCAUUCAGGUGUUAUUGUUCCUCCAUGCUGUCAGGGUAAUUUUAGCUCAUGAUGGCAGAAAGAGAAACAACACGUUGCUGCUGCUGCUGCAGAGACGAGGAUGCACACUGAGGAGAUGUGACGCUCUUAUUGUGAAGGAGCGUUCUUGAUAUCGGCUCAGUUUCAGCCCUGUGUGGUCAGGAUAAGCAGACCUCAGAUCAGCUCUUAUCUGCGCCUGUCAUUGUGUUGUUUUGUUCUCAGCUGGUCCGUUUCCAGGGUUUCUCUUCUGUUUCCUUGUUGCUGUUUUUGCUCCCAGCAGACCAAACCUCCAGCCUGUAGUUUCAGGGGUUUUAUUUUCAGCCCUGCUCUUUUUUAAAACCUCCUCUGAGCCUGUUGUGUUCCUGCUCACUGCAGCUUGACUCGCUCCGGGGUUCGCAGUGCUCAUGAGAUUUCUUUCUGCAACAUUAAAGGCAGAUUUUUGGCUGGUUUGGGUUUUUUUUUUUUUUAGGUUUGCUUGGUCUGAAUCAUCACAAUAAUAAGAGGAGUUAUUUUAGAUGAACAAUCAAACCUUUAUCUUUCUGCAUGUGCACAUUUUCUCUGUUAGACACAGACAUGAGCAGGACUGCAAACUCCAAAAAAACAAACGAGACUAAAAAGAGCUGCACAGAAACUGUAUAUUAUGGACUUGGCGCAGGGGGCAACCUAUAUUCCACUAUUUACGGUACCUCUCUGCCAUCAGAGCCGUUUAAUGACUUGAAUGUAAUCGUCAUUUGAACCCUAAAAUACGUCAAAAUGUGACGCUGGUUCAGCUGAAACUCUUCCUUCUUGUUAUUGUUGUUUAUAUGCCGAUGUUUGCUCUGUAAAGAGGAACUGACCGUUUCUGAUGUUACUUUUUGACCCGUCUGUGUGUUGGCAGCGAUGAACUCAGUAAAAGUGACUGCCCGUCUUUCAGCGCCCGUCUGUGAACUAGCAUAACUAGCAGAAAUGCCGUCUCAGAUGCUCCUGUGAGUCAAACAGUAUAAAAUGACCUUUUUUGUGCCUUUCAAGUAGGAUGUGGUACCGAAGACCGGUUCCUAACAUCUGGUUCCAGGAUCAUUAAGCAGAUUUUUGAGUUUCGAUUCUUUUUUUUCGGUUCUGAGUGCCCGCACUAGAUUGUUUUCGGGGCGUGUAUUACUCCACUCUGUGCGUCCGCUAUCAAGAACAUCACUCGUCUGAACAUGGACCGCUAAAAACGCUCAGAAGUCUGGCUUCAUUUUAGUUUGAAAGAGGAGGACGGAGCAGCACAGUGCAACAUCUGCGAAAACCAGUUUCUGCCAAAGGAGGAUGUACGACCAACAUGAUUUAACACCUCCGAGUUCAUGGAGUAGAAAUAACUGAGUGUCCCGUCUUUGACAGGCUGCGCCGGUCUUCCUCUAACCAUCAGAACCAGGAAAGUAAAACAAUAAAUGACGUCUGUCUUCUGCUAACAUUGAAGCGGUAAACGAAUUGUACUGAUGGGUCAACUUAAAUAUCCAACUAAAGUUAGCCCGUGUUCUUUUUCAUAGACAAACGACCUGACAACAAAGUUUAUAUAUACUGGUUAAAAAAAAUAACCCUGUGAGAAAUUUUUAAUAAAGUUCAUAACAUUUAAAAGUUCAUGGAGAAGUUCAGACAUUUCAUCCAGAAAGAAGAACUCUGGUUAAUACCAUCAUUGAAACCAUUUUUAUAUAUCCUGCCUUUUAAAAGAAUCGGAAAAAAGAAUCAGAAUAGAGAAUCGUUAGGAACCGGUAUCGAAACAAGGAAUCGGAAUCGUUCGAAUUUAAACGGUGCCAAACAUUACAUUUAAGAUAUUCCUCUAAUGGAUGAAACGUGUCAAAGUGGCCUUCUUGUAAAUAAAGUUAGAAUGCACUUCUAGUGAAAAAAGAGCCUUUUGGAUUCACUGCCAUGAUAUAAAACAUCGGGAUAUUUGCCCUCUAGUGGUCAUCGACAGGCUCGAUCCUGGUCUGUUUGAAGCUUUCUAAUGAUGACGCCAUGGAGACAGAAAACUGACAUUUUCAAAACUCUGUCAGGUGUCAUCAAAUCAAAUCAAACUUUAUUUAUAAAGGGCUUUUCAUACAAAGGGAUGUAACUAGAAGUGCUUUACAGUCCUUUAAAAAAAACAAACAAACUGAAACAGAUCUUAGUCACAGUUUUCUGUCCACUUUUGGUGCCCCAUGACAAACAGAAGGUGCCCCUCUGUCAUUUUUGGCCCCUGGCCCUCAAACAGCUGAAGUUACACCCCUGCUAACGAUGGAGGAACUUUGACUCAGUUAAAAAAAUAUAAAGUAAAUGUUCAGAUAUAAACAGAUAAUUAAAGAUAUCUCUCUGUCUAAAGUCGACUUCAGAUGGUCUCAGCGGGGGGACGGUGCUCUCUGAUUCGUCCCUGUUAUUAUUUCUCCCACAGAUUGUAGAUCUGAACAGAAAGAUCAGAGAGACCUGCAGAUCAGCAGCUUAAUACGGAGCGGGUCCAGACCUGCAGACGGCCUUUGUUCACCCUCUCUGUCUUCACUUUAAACCAGGAGGAGACUCACUUUGGCAGAAACUUCCUGUUUGUUUGGGGUUCAGUCUAAGGAGCUCGUCAUGUGACGUUUGUCCUGAUGUUGGCGCUCUAACAGACAUCACAGAGUCACUAAAACCUGCAGGGUUCAUCCUCAGGAGAGCAGGAACCUUCCAUGGAAAUCCGUCUUUGAAUGUUGAGAAUUCACCUCUGGUUGAUCAGGGUUCACCUUUCCUGGGAAACUCUGAACUUUCCCAGAGUUCCUGCUGUCAGAGCGCUCACCCCUCCCUCCUCCUCCUCCUCCCUCCUCUCUCCUUUCCUUCCCUCCUCCUCUCCUCACUGCCUGGCAUGACCCCGCCCUUCCUCCGCUGAAGGGGAUUUCCCAGCCUGCUUCCUCCUUCGAGCCCCGGCCCUGUCCCUUCAGAGUCGCGCUGCCUUCAGGGUCAAACAGGCGCUACAUUGUGUUGUCUGCAGAGCGAGACCUUCGUCCUUCUCCUGUUUCAGCCCCUCCCCUAAUUCUAUGGAAACGACCACGCGUGUUUUUAACUUGAUUCAUGAGGCGGCUCAGAUCAGAACUCCUGCAGGUCGAUGCUCUAAAAUAUUAAAUAAGGAAGAAAAACUCCAGAUUCUUCUGAAUUAAUAAAUUCUAGUCUUUAAGUUUUACGGACUUUGAUGCACCUGAAUAUUUGACAGUUUUUUAACCUUGAAAUGCUCCUAAAAAAGUGGGAUCAUCUUCUAUUUUCGGCCUUCGAGGGUUGAUACUGUUGUUUGUGACGUAACGUUGUUGUCUUUUUAAUAUUUGCUCUAAAAGUAGAAAGUUGCGCCUCAGGGACUUCACUUUGUGUUUCUGUCAGUCAUGUAAAAAACCACCAACUUUCCACUUUUCAUUAGAUUUGUUUGUUUUAUUCUCAUUAUUUUCAACAUUAUUUUGUAAAAACAGAAAGUCCCUCUGCUGGCAAAGCAAAGUGCAAACAGAUUCUCAGCGGGUUGGAUCUUCAAAUCGAGAUCAGUGGCUCAAACUUUGCUAAACUAUCAUGUUUUCUCUCUUUGCAUAUUUUUUUUUCGUUGUCAUUUUUUUUUUUUCGAACAUGUGCAGCACGAGAAAAUAAACUGAAAACAAACAAAAUCAAUGAGAAUAUUCAAAACAACAAUAACAAGAAUCAAAGCAAAAAAAUAAACAAAUAAAAAUACUAAUAAUAAUAAUAUUAAUGCAAACCCAACAUGACUGAAAAAGGAGUAGGACGAAGCUUUUAUUAAACCUCCUCUUUAUCCUCUACUCAAUAAACGGUCAGUCUCCAACAUAUUUACAUUAUAGAAACCAAAAAAAGAACAUAAUUAGAGUAAAUAAGUCUAUAAAUCAUUUAUGAAAACACCUGAUGGUUAGAGUCCUUCUUCCUCCUGGACCUGCUGAGAAUCAUGUUUUUUUUCCGCUUCUCAAACUGGAACUUUCUCAGCAAAGAGGCUGAACUUUAACUGUGGCUAAUAUUCUCACUAAUAACUCAUACAGUCCAACUUUAAAGAUACUAAUACAACCCUAUAAUAUGUCAUUAAAGUUCUGCACAGCGCCACCCUGAGGUCAGUGAAAUACCUAAUGUAUAAUACUUCAUGAAACCCACCGUGCACGCUUCAUUUUUUACUCCACAGAGUCAUUCUGGUGAAUCAGGUGACGAGCUCUCAGCUCUUUAUUCGAGGACUACAGGAAGUUUUUUGUUUCUUCCUCAGAAUUCACAGAAAAACGUGAAAAUCCCUCCAGGAGGUGAGAUGAUGAGUCAGCCGUGAGAAGUCAGAUCAGGUCGUUUCAGUAACGAGAAAGAGGUAAAAGUGUGUCAGGAGGAGGUCGGGUUACCUGAUGAUUCAUGUUCGCUCAUGUCCCGAUCUCACCUCGCCAACAAUGCUGGCUGUCGUGGUGCAUUCAGGGAUCCUCCUCAAACUGGUGAAAUCAAAAACAGAUGAUUAAGUUCAGUUACAAGGAAGGAAAUCUUCCUCUUCAAACCUUUGAGUAAAUGAUCUGUCUGUUUAUGGAGUAAAGAGCAGCUGUGUGACAAAUACCCUUUAUUAUUACCAGAUCACAACAUCGUGCACAUUUACCCUCAGAGAGGCGUCUGUGACGAGGUCUCAGUAAACAUCUAAAGUCUUUAGUUUUUUUAAUUAUGCAGAUUUUAAAAACUAAACUGAACAUGUCAAAGAUAAAGAAAAGGAUGAACAUCCAUGUCAGCGCCAACAUCAGGACAAAAGGAUUAAAACACGUUUAUCUACAUACAGUUCAUACUCCGAACUUCUGUUUCCACUCUUUUCUUUCUCUGAGUGAGUCAAAGUGGAUUUGAUAAUCUUUCCAAACAUGCAUGUUUACUCAUUAUCUAAAUAUUUCUUCAUUGUUUAGAAACUGAAUAGUUUUUUUUUAAUGGGAAGAAGGAGGAGAGUCUGAGUCCGAGACAUUUAGUGACUGAAGUUUGGUUGUCAUGACACCAAAUUAUGACCCUGAUAAGAAACCUGCAGAAAGAAUCUACUGAUAUAGAAAUGAAACCAAAAAUAACAUCCAGAUUUUUCUCUCUGAAAACUCGAUUUUUUAUUCAACUUCACCAAACUCCAUCUCAAUAAAAAGUUUAUCGAUCAUCUCUCAAAAUGAAACCACUAAAAACGAUGUCGUGUAAAGGUCGAUUCGUCUAGAUUCAUAGAUUCCUCUCAGUUAGAGCUAAAUGGAAGAUUUUAAAACUCAGCAGAUCUAGUUUUUCGUUUAGAUGUAAAAAUCGUUAAAUUUUAGAAGCAAAAAUAAAGAAAAGGAAGAAUAAGGAUCAGUCCGUUUAUGUUUAUCUGAAGUCUGAGCUGACUCAGGAUCAGCCGACUGACUCAGAGCUGAAACAUACUGAUGCUGCAUCCUCUGUGUGUGCGUGUGUGCGUGCGUGCGUGCGAGCGUGUGUGUGUGUGUGAUGACAUCAGCUAUCAGUCGGCGUUUCCUUCCAUGUUUUGUUGCCGCUGACAGUCUCGUGUUGUUGUAUUUGGACCUCACAGCAGGAAGUGAGGGAUCCGUCUCCUGUCGGCUGCAGGUUUGAUUCCCAGUUUCUGUUUUAAGUCUCAUCCUGGUGCCGCUGACUGAAGUCCUAUUACUUAUUUUUUUACCCCCACAGUUAAACCCAAACCAAGUAAAGUCCUGAAUUCAUUGUUUUUAGACUCAAGUAAGCUUUAUUUUGAAAGUCUUAGUAGUGGUCAGCUGCUUAUUAUCUCAUACCUGACUGAUUUAUUUUGACUUAAAACCAUAAACGUCUUAUUUGUUAUUGCUAACUUGGCCUUAAAACCUUCAUAAGAGGAAAAUCCACUCGAGCAGUCGAGGUUUGAAACACAGGAGGAGUCCUGGUGGAGCUGCAGAGUCUGAGGAGUUCAGACUGAGUGUGUGUGUUAAAGGUGGUGUAGUCAGGAUCUGAGUUAGUUCCAGUUUUUAGGAGAAAUCUUGAAUGUAAACUCUACCCCUCCAACCAGUUUUCCCCUCAGCUCCUCCUCUCCCCUCAAGCCCCGCCCACAAACAGACGCUCCUGCUCGCUCGUAUCGUUCCAAUUAAAUUCCGAUAUAAUGCAGAUAAAUACUUCAGAUCAUUACAAAUGGGGCCCAGUCAAGGUGAAAGUCAAAAGCAUUGGUGCUACUGUAGAUGCCAACAGACUACCAGCAAACACAAUGUUUGCAGGACUUCUACAACGAGGAUAAAGUGACAUAGUCCAGGACCCGAGGGAGGACAGUUUAGCGAUGGCGCUACAACACGCUACAGCAGGUCCGUUUGACAAGAAACACUUCUGUUACAGACACUUGUCUUACUUUGUUAAAGCGGUUUACCUGUCCAGCAGAAAGGUUACAGGGUCACCAAGAUCCCCAAGCGUCCCCCAUGGUUUAUGUUGACCCGGCUUUUUAGCUCUUGUCCGGUCUACCUCCGUUUUAAGCGCCCGUUAUUCCUCCAGAGUCUCCGGUAUUUACUUUGUUUUCUUGCUUGUGUCGGCAGUCGUGGCCAAAGGAGGAUUCAGACAAUUUUCCGAACUUUCUGGUUGGUUUCUACUGUCCGAUAUUGUAGCACGCUAACUUUGUUUGGGCUCCUGAACGACACGGGGAGCAGCAUUUUCUUGUUGACUGUUUUCUUGUUGACUGUUUUCUUGUUGACUGUUUUCUUGCUGACUGUUUUCUUGUUGACUGUUUUCUUGCUGACUGUUUUCUUGUUGACUGUUUUCUUGUUGACUGUUUUUGCUGACUGUUUUCUUGUUGACUGAUUAUAGUUGACUGUUUUCUUGUUGACUGUUUUCUUGUUGACUGUUUUCUUGUUGACUGUUUACUUGCUGACUGUUUUCUUGUUGACUGUUUUGGUUUUGACUGUUUUCUUGUUGACUGUUUUGGUGUUGACCAUUUUCCUGUUGACUGGUUUGGUGUUGACUGUUUUCUUGCUGACUGUUUAUGUUUGACUGUUUUCUUGCUUGUGUCGGCAGUCGUGGCCAAAGGAGGAUUCGAACAAUUUUCCGAACUUUCUGGUUGGUUUCUACUGUCCGAUAUUGUAGCACGCUAACUUUGUUUGGGCUCCUGAACGACACGGGGGAGCAGCGUCUGCCUCACAACCAAUCAGGUUAGAGGAGGUGGAGAACGGCUUUGUUUACAGUCAGAAAGAGCGGACCGCUCAAAAAUGUUCAAAUGUUGACGACACAGACAGAAGAGAACACAGAGAUAUCGUUAUAUUAUCAAAUGUCAUCAAUAACUAAUAACUAUUGACUGAUAUUAGAAGAUUUUUUUGUUUAUUCACCACAACAACAAAAAAAAGUAGUAAGUAAGAGAUUUGGCUAAUUUAACUAUCAGGUUGGAGCGUUUUAGUUUUCUCCCAGCAUGCAUCAUUCCCCUUUUAAAAUAAGUCAUUCCCAGUGAAAUGGUUGAACCUCCAGAUUUGAGCUCAAUUAGCAGCACUAACAGGAAAUACCACAGUAAGUUUAUCUGGGUCACUUCCUGGUUCUGCAGGAUAAACACAUGAAUCCUCCCCUCCUUCGGUCCCUCAGAGCGACCCUCCUCGGAUCAUCGCCGACUUCCUCCCUCACAGUUAGUCGUUUUAAUUGUCUGUCUCUAAGUGGACCUCCUGGACUUAGUUGAACUCCACAGAUUGAUCAGACAUGAGACUCUACGUUGAUCCAAAGAUGAGGCGUUUGUGUUCCUGCACUUUCUUCUUCUGCCGCAGAUUAAAUGUCUGUCCGGCUCACUGCUGCUGCCGCUGGCUGAGAGUUUUAUUGCAAAAAUACCAGAGAAUUCACUUUCAGUUUCAUGAAUAUUUGGGAUGCAGUGAAUCGUAUUUCAUAAUUUAUUAUAAUUUAUAAAGGGUCUUACAAUUUUCCACAUUUACAACAAAAAAUAUAAAAUUAAAAAACACCAGAGUGAGAAACAGGAGGCUUUUUUUUAAUCUGUGAAUCAUGUUAAAGAGUUAUCAGAGAGGAAGUACAGAGUCUGAAAAAUACCUCCUCUUUAAAUAAUGCAGAAGUGCUGAAAACCACAUUUAUACUAAUCCAGUUUUAGAGCAAAAAUAAACACGUUUACAGACUGAUAACAUUUUUAUUUUAUAAACAGCGAUGAGGAAUGUUCCUGAAGUAAUUCUCGGCAGGUUUGAGUUUCUCGGCUCAACAACGGCAGCGCCAGCGACUCACUCCAUGUCCAGGGGCGUGGUUUCCUCCUCCUCUGAUUUUGAUUGACGGCUGGCUGGGUAGUCUGAUUGGCAACUGAGUAAAGAACGAAUGUGAUUGGUGGAUCGCUGCAAAGCACAUGCAGAGCCACAUGCAGUGUAUCUCAGUCAGUUACCCUUGAAAUUAGACGAGUUCAUUCACCGCCGACAUCGCAGGCUCUGACAUGUGACUAUCAUGUACAUGUACAUCGGACACAAUAUAUUGCGCAGCACUACGACGGUAUGAGCGGUAUACCUAAAACUCGUCCAGUAGAAAGUGGUGCAAAAAUAUAGAGGGUGCGUUUAAUAUGCGUUCAUAUUUUUCAUGAGAUAAUAUUUCUGUAAUUAAUCACAAUCAACACGUCAAAAUGAUCGGCUCUGAUCUGGUAACUGAGAUCGGGAUCGGGACGUCCCGUUUCUAUGGAGCCACAGAGUUUCUCUAUAAUCAGCUGUUGUGAUGUUUUUAUUUGUGAUCCACCUCACUGCUCCUCCUCCUCCUCCUCCUCCUCCUCCUCACCACCACACUCAUACUGGGAGUCGGUUUACUCUGUCUGCGUCAUGGACUGUUCUGGAUGAUGGUGUCCAACAAUAAAUCUGUCUGUCAGUGUUAAACUCAGAGAGGACGGUGAGUCAGACACUCUGACAUCCAACUUUGACCCGCCAUGGCCGACAGCCAGCCACACUUUCACUACAACAGCUGAGAGGUUAAAAGACGGGGAGUUAUAACUGUGCAGUGAUGCCAACACACACCAGCUGCAUGUGUGUGUGUGUGUGUGUGUGUGAAAUUCCUCUCUCCUGAUCACACUCCCACUCAUAGCCUGAGUUACCGGCUGUUUGUCGGAGUGAGGGAGAAAGAUUCAUGUUGCAUUUAUGGUCCAUCUCACAGGCCGUAAAAAAGAGCUUUACGCUGACAGUAAACACUUCAAAAACAGGGAGAGGGCAAAGAUACAGGAUCAUGGACCUGGAGUCUGAGGCUGUCCAGAUCAGGGCGGAGCUCAAAAUAAGGUCAAAACAGCAAAAUACCGCCGUGGUGCGCUCUUUGUUUGACACGUGCAUCAGGACACGUUUGAAGUGAAAACAAACGUAUGAGAAACUUUGUAAAUCUUUAGAGACCCGUUCCUGGAGUUUGAAAAGUGAAAUGUUGUCCCAGUCUGGCUUGGUGGAGGAUUCAGGGUCUCAGGGUCUAAACAGAUCGGGGUCUCCGUGGUCCUAUUUUUGGUGUCAUGAUGUUCCAAACAUUUUCAGGACCGCAUCAGUCCAGGACUCUUCUCCUACAGAGCCAUGCUUCUUGUCCGAAUGAGGUUUGGGAUCAUAUGGAGGUCUUUGUCUGGAUGGAUGCAGAUGUUGCUCCUAAACCUGCAGAUAUCCUCUAAAACUGAGGAUGCAGCAUCUAUGAUUUCCAGCUCUACGUUGAAAGGACAACUGGACUUAACUGGACUUAAAACGUCGCUGAUGUGAACGCUUGUAUUGACAGGAUUCGGGUUCGAAAAGAAAUACUGACGUCCGAAAUAAUCGCACGAUAAAAACGCUGUGAAAGGACCUUUAGACUCAGGCGCUUUAUUUUGAAAGUCUUGAACUGUUUCCUCUCCCAGUCUUUCAUACGGUGGUGAAUCUCAUCCCUGGUUCUGUGACCGGCCUGUUGGAGGUGAAGUCGAUGGUGGGAAGGAACUUUUCCAGCGUUUUGUUUUCCUCAUCCAGAGUUUGCUGCCGUCAAAUUUUAAAAAACAUUUAUUUUAACCUAAAAAACCUGAAUAAUAACCUUAAAACCCUGAAUGGUUUCCAGAAUAAACAUCACACUGGUCCAGUUUUAAACUCAUUUGUAGAUGCAGUGACAAAGCUUAUCCUACUUUCUCUGAACAAACGUAUCAGCGAUUAUCGGACUCAUUAUCAGAUUAACGAAGUCUUAAGUCGAGAACUCCUCCUCUGACUCUGUGGUGGAGCUCAUAACUUUCACUGACGUCAUGUUUCUGUGUUACUCUUCAUUUUGUGACCGUCUCGUUCCUUUCAAACCGUCUUUUACAGCCCAGAUGGUCAGACAGACGUGGUGUUUUCACAUGGACUGAAACACAAACCGGUCUUUGUUCCUUCAGUGACACUCGGCUGCUGUCGGACGUCGUCACUUUGAGCCUCUUUAUUUGUCGUCUUGUUAAACACAGAACAGGAGCUCCACGACAGGGAUCCACGUCGGCCUGUUUUCAGCGCUCUAAUCCCUCUGAGCUUUUUCACUGUUUGUUGAAAAUGUCACAAACUCCUCAUCUGUCCUCUGUUCGGGUGUAAUUUAGUCUAAAAUGAUAACUCACAUCUGCCCUUUUUCUCCCACUGACCAAUUAUACAAACCUACAAUUACAGUUUAACCUCUUUAACCCUCCACAGACUGACUUGGUUCCUUUGUUCCAACUUUUCUUUGUUUUUUUUAGAGGAUUAUUUUUAAAUCGGUAAAAGAUCCCAAAAUAUGCAAAGAUGUGUUUUUUUUCUCACACAUGAAAUCUAAGUGUAACCCAGUUUAUGCCUCCAUAGACCCCAGACUCUGCGUUGUGUUAAUGUUGUUGUUUGGUGGAAUGUGAGGGAUGAGUCGGACACACGGAUGGUCAGGAUCGCAGCUGAGAGACCGCCUGCUUUAACGAGUGUCUGCUUUAACGCACUUUGACCCGUUCUCUCACGCCACACUUGACAUUUCUCACGCUUAUUUUUCCCCGUUCAAUACUCUGUAUUUAUUUGUUUCAUGAUAAUAAACUCGGCUCGCCGUAGUUCAAGGAACUCUGAUAGACUGACCGAGAUAACCAAUCCCAGACCAGUCCAUCAGUCCUUUGUUCCUAACGCUGCAUUCGAGUUUCCUCAGGCGUCAGAUGCCUGAGCUGAAAAUGACGUCACACCCGAGUUCCCAGCGUUUCGGUUACCAAGUCAGAAAAAAGCAAAAUCGGACGCCUGAAACAAGAUGGCUACGUCUACAAAAGUUACUUUAGCACUUGCCUUAUAUUCGGACACGGCAAGCGCUAAAAUAACUUUCGUAGAUGUAGCCAUCUUGUUUCCACCUAUAAUAAUAAUAACAAUAAUAAUAAUAAUAAUAAUAAUAACAAUAAUAGUAACAACAACAACAACAAUAAUAAUAAUAAUGAUAAUUAUUAUUAUUAUUAUUAUAAAAGCACACAAAAAUAACGCUCAGUGUUUCUUAUAAAUUAAAAGAGGUUACAGUGUGUAAGAUAAUAUAAUAAUGAUGCCAAAUAAACCCCAAAAUAUUGAUGAUAUGAACAAAUGUGAAACACUGUUAAUGAAGCCAGAAUUAUUGAAAAUAUGUUUUUAAAUGUAUGAAAAUAUUGCACAAUAUAUCAAAUGAUUGAUAUAUGAUAUUUAAUAUUUAGAUGCAUAUUUAAUUAUAUAUAGAAGAUGCACAAAUUACCUCAGAAUGAGUAAAUACUGCAAAAUAUGUGGAAAAUAUAUAAAUUAGUGUCUAUAUGACCAUUAUAAUGAUUAAGGAUUCACAACAGAUGAAAAAUAUCAAUAAAUUAAACAAAAACAAACCAAAAAGAACUUAAUAAUGAUCAACAUUUCAUUAAAAACGUUUAAAUCAUGUAUCCUCUAUGAAAAAAUAUUGAUCAUGCACCUUUAAACAAAUUUAUGAAUGAUUCACUCUAAAAAUCUGAUUUUUCUCCUCUGUGUUUGACUCCAUCCGACCAGAUAAACCCGGAGACUCUCCGUUCUCACGUGUUCGCCCUGAUGUGUUUAUUCACACGUUCACUUAAACUCGUUCUUUUCUUAUCGAGCGCAGACUGAAGAGAUUAAAAAAAGGUCACAGUGAAGCUCUUUUCUCUCACCGGACUGAGAGUGCUGAUGUGUUUGUGACCUGUCCAGAAGAUUUAUUGAUUCCAUCAGGUUAAAAUCUCUCGUCCUCCUGAGAGAUGUUUGUACAGUCAGUUUACGGCCGACUGUGAGAGUAUUCAUCAUAACUUCAUCAUAACGACCUGCUUCUCCUCGAACAGCAGCACGACUCCUCUGCAGAGAGCUGCUGCUGUGAUAGACGAGAACAGAUAGAUCGGUGUGAUUUAUCUUAUUGAUUAUGGAUAUUGGAGACAGGUGAGUCAGUGACUGAAAUGAACUCUAAUGGAGACUCUAAAUGUGUCGACAGGGUUUCAUGCAGCGGAGUCUGUCUGAGUGAUGUUUGUUGGAGUUGUUCUUUCUGAUUGUUUACUGAGCGGUAAACAGGAUGCCCGCUCUCAUCUGUUUAUUUGGCUCUUUUAUAAAAUCAUCUUCACGUUAGUGCAGCAGGAUUCAGAGAGACUGCAAGUGAUUUUAAUCCAAAAUACUCAAUCUGUAAAACGGUCUGUGACUGUCGGAACCGAAGGGAUCAUUUCCAGAUUAUAAAAAAUGAGAGUGCAGUUUUUAGGCAUCCAGAAAGGCCUUAAAGACCCGCUCUGAUGAAAAUCAUGUUUUUCUUGUUUUUUACAUCUUCAUAUAUCAUUUUUCUGAUGCUACAGGAAAUGUCAUGAUAAAAAUAAGUUCAAAAUCACAUUUUUAAAUCUGUGGCAGACCCAAACGGCAGGUUCAGACACAGUGAGAUUUCCUACAUCACAAAUCCAAGCUCUGCUCCAAGAAAUGGAGAGGACGAACGCGGACUAAGUGUGGGCAUUAGUGGAUUGCAAGGCUCGUUAGAAAGCUAAUUAUGAUAUUAAAUUUAAUCAUGUCCACAAAGAUAUUCGUGUCCGAGAGCUGAAUAACUCCUAUGUCACCGGCAAUUUUAGGCUACAAGCUACCCACCAAACACCCGACGUUAUUGAGAUGUCUGUUUUUCAGGCUAAAUCAUGUCAGACCUUCAUGGCCGUAAUUUGGCCCAAAAGAAGACGUUGAAAACUGGGCUUUAUUUGGACGUACGGUGAAGACGUCUUUUCAACGUCCUUCUGCUGGGUGGAUAUUUCUAAGAGGAGUGUUCAGAGCAGCACUGUCUCCGCCCACGACUCAGAGGCGAAUUACUAAUGAGCGACUGGAGCUCUGAGAAGAAAAUACUUUUGAAAAUGACACAAUUUCGGCAAAAAAAAACUUCAUAAUCACAAUUUAAAGACCACUGAUAAGACUUUAAGUAAUAAAAACGAUCAGAGUGGGACUUUAAACCUGCAGUCUUUCCAGUGACCAGCAGGGGGCGAGUCUGUUUCGAAGUGAGCGUGAUGUCCCUCCAUAACAUUUUAAAUCGCUGUAGCUCAGCCGCUCACCGUUAUAUCUGCACAAUAUUUAAAUGCUGAAGGCUGAACAUAUCCAUUAUUUAGCGCCACCUACUGUCAACAGAAUAAUAACAAUCAAAUCCAAACACAAGGCCUGAACACAGACUGAUUGGUUACCUCCACCUCUGAUGUACAUAUAUGGUCAUGGUGUUGUCCAAUGACAGUCCAGUACUGUCUUCAUUAUCUGUCUCUGCAACAGCUGACUCGGCAUGACUCCCUUUUUAUUUCCUCACCCGUCUUCUUCCUCACAUCCUGUUUGCUCAUCUUUGUGUGUGUUUUUGUUGUUGUUGUUGUUUAAAGGUAGUUUUUCCUCUGCAGAUGGGUUUGUUGUUCUGCAGCUGGUCCAGAUGUCUCCGUGUCUCUGUGUCUCCUCAGUCCGUAUCGUUUCCACGUUUCCGUCUCUCACAAACAACUCGGCUCUGUUUGAACUCCCACAACAGGACCGUUAACUCUGCUUGUGUGUGUGUGUGUGUGUGUGUGUGUGUGUGUGUGUGUGUGUGUGUGUGUGUGUGUGUGUGUGUGUGUGUGUGUGUGUGUGUGUGUGAGCUGGAGAUGUAAACACUGCGCUUCCUUGUUGUCUUUGGAUGCCAUCAGUGGGAAAUCAAUACCAACAAGGCUCUCAGCCAAUCAGGAUGCAGCAGCAGCAGCAGCAGUGAAGUGAACUUUUCAAAGACGACGAUAAAUUAAAGAAAUAUGAAUGGAGCGUCUUCUGUAUCCUUCUGUCCUCACUCUGAGGUUAUCUCAGCUUGUUUGGAGGUGAUGAAGAUGAGGAGAAGUGAACCCUCCCACACAGUGAAGCUGCCGGUUCCCCCAGUACAAACCAGUAACCAGUACAGAUGUGUAACCCGUACUUCCACAGACUGAGUGAUGAGUGUCUCUGAAAUCACAGGGUGUGAUUUAUGAACGCUUCUGCCACGACAACAGACUCCCAUGACUUCCUGUUCCUAUGAAGAGCUGUGGUUACUCACCCUGUGUUCUUGUGAGUGUGUGUUUCAAAUCCUCUUUUUCUGCUCGGGUUCGGACCCUGCACUCUCCCUCUCUCUCUCAUCAGCUGGUUUGACAGAUUUCAUCGCCUCCCGUCUCUUUACGCUUCACACCAACAUGACUUCCUGUCAGAGUUGAUUUUUAUGCCACAAAAAAACAGCCUGUUGCAGAAAAAGUGAAGGCAUCAUUAGCGUUAAAGGUUUGCAGCUGUGUGUUUCUGCACGCUCAUUAUGGCGUUAGUAACACGCCGUUUCACAUCAUGGACGCGGUCUCAGUGGCAUCAUCCAUACUGGUAUUCUGAAACAGGUGAAGACGUGGAGCUGCGGCUAAAAUCGGCUUCAACGUGAUCAACUUCUCAGAUUGAGUUUUGCUCCCCGACUUAAACCCUGAGUCCAGUUUUGCUUCUGAAACCCUCAUGUGGGAGUCCAGACUUCAAAGUGGUCCACAAACCUGUGAAUCAGGCCCCCAUGUACUUCUUUAUAUUCAGUCUGUGGUCUAAUGUGACAGCAGAGAGCGUCUGCUGCUCUGAGGGGUCAGUGACCUCUGUACUGUUGUGGAGUAAGCAUUUUAACAGCUAAUGGACGGUGAACAAAGACCUUGUGAGUGUGUGUUUCCUUUGUUUGUGUGUGUUAUGUGUGUUGACGCGUUUCCUUACUCGGUUUUCUGUUGUCCUCUCUCUCUUGGUGUUUGCAGGAAUUUUAAUCCGUCAUCUUUUCCUCUGAUAUGCAGAGUGAGUCAGGGGUCUCGCUCUCUGAUCAACAAACAGGAAAUACUUUCAUUCCUGUCUUGAAACCCCAAACAACCUCCACCAUGUAGAGAAGCCGUGUCAUGUUUUAACGCUUCCUGUUUUGGAUCCCUGCUGCUCAUUUCUCUCUCCUCAUCUUGAUUCUGUUUUGGCCGAUUACGUUCCUCCAGCAGCUGAUUGUUUUGGUCUAACGGAGCUUCUUCUUCUUCUUCUUCUUCUUCUUCUUCUUCUUUUUCAGAGAAACUUUAUAACUCCCAAGGUCCAGAGCUGAGGCGCUCGCUCUUCUCUCUCAAACAGCUUUUCCAGGUAACACACACACACACACACACACACACACACACACAUACACACACAUCUGUAAGAUGGCUUAAAGUCCGAUCCGUUGAUCCGGUCUCUUCUUUGCAGGAUGAUAAAGACCUGGUCCCGGAGUUUGUGGCCUCUGAAGGUCUGACAUGUUUCAUCAAAGUCGGAGCGGAGGCCGACACCAACUACCAGAACUACAUCCUGAGAGGUGAGGCUCCACCUGGCUGUUGGUUUGGAGAGUUCAGGACCGUCAGUGGUAAUCGGAGUGUUUCUCCGACCGCAGUAUGACUGUUGAAGUCUGUGUUUGUUGUUGCUUAAAUCUGAACCAGUCCUGUGGCGUGCUCUGAAACGGUUUUAAUUACACCUGUGAAGACGGGUUUGAGUGCCAUCAGGUUUAGAGUGCACAGGGCAGCUCUGUGCAGCUGAGAGUGGAGACAAAAACAAGCCCAGAGCUGCAGGUCUUUGUGUCUGUUCACACUUAAACAUCAUCAGUACAAUAUUCUUUGUGAAUCUGACCUUUAGGCGGAGCAAAUGACGGGUCAUGUGAUGCAGAAAUCUUCAAACUUAACCCCGUCAAGUUCUUUCUUAUGCAAAACCAGAAAUAUUUUGUAGAAAUUUAAAGACUAGAGAGGUUGGGGGGGCUUUUAUUUUAUAACAGGAAAUUUUGAUGAACUCUCAAAAGACAAACAGAAAAUGGAAAGGACCCACGAUAGCGCCCAGGGGAACGCCACACACUCCAUGUCAUAGCAGUGUUGGGUUCAAAACCUCGUCUUUCUUUCUUUUUUCUUCUUUAUUUUACCUCAAACUUUAAGAACAACAAAAAAGUAAACAAGAAACAAAAAAACAAACAAAAUAAUACAUAUGUACACCAGACAACUGUACAUGUCAAAGAUAAAUUUAUACAACAUAUGUUUGUCAAAAAUAAACAACAAGAAACAAAAACACUGAACAAAACAAUAUGUAUGUAAACCAGACAACUGUACAUGUCAAAGAUAAAUCUAUACAACAUGUUUGUCAAAUAUAAACAGUUUGAGAUGAAACAGAAUGAAGCAAAGAGUUUAUAUUGUCCCGCCCCCUCCUUGCAAAUUAGAGAUUUAAAAAAAAAUCUAACUGUUUUAAAUAAUAAUAAUAAUAAUAAUCUUGCAAAACAAGAGCUGCAAACCUUUUGUGUAUUUUCCCUCUAGUGUCCCUGUUGCAGCUCUUUUUGUGAAUAUUUUAAAAACAAGGAUGCUCCUUUAGCUUCUCAGCUGACUCCUCAGCUGACUCACGCCAGUUUAAAAAAAAUGAGGAUAUAAACAUCAUCGAUCUUAUCGCUGAGUCUUGUUCGUUUUUGGAUCUCACGCUGAACCAAACCGUCAGUUUAUCUCGCCAUCAGAAAACUCCUCAGUGGAGCUUCAAAGAGGAAAUCAAAAGGAUCCAAGAUGGUGCCCUGGGGAACGCCACAGACCACAUGACACAGCAGCAGCAGUGUUAGACAGAUUAUAAAAGCCUUUUAUUUUAUUUAUAAAUCCAGGUGGAUCAGAACAUGAUAAACCAGUAAAAGUGAAUUAACACCAAAUCUAAGUGGAUCUUAUUGUAGAAGAACGAUGACAUUUCAGCUCAAGAAUCACGUGGUGAUUUCCAGUCUAACAAAACGAGUCCCAGUCCUGAGAACAGCUCCUACCUCCUUCAUGCUGCUCCUUCAUCAGCUGGUUUCUGAUCGUCCCUGCACACAGCAGCAGCAGCAGCAGCAGUUUGGCCCGAUGGAAACUCGGCUUCACACGUCCAACAAACCCACAGAGAGCUGAGUCAGCCCUGCAGAUUACAGGCUCCUCUGGAUCUGCUGGAGCUGUGAGUGGAAACCAGAGAGUCGACACUGACAACUGACCUGUCUCUGUCUUUUUUUCUGCAUUUCUCUGUGUGUCCGUCUGUGUGUCCGUCUGUGUGUCCGUCAGCUCUCAGUCAGAUCAUGCUGUUUGUGGACGGUAUGAACGGCGUGAUAAACCACAACGAAACGGUGCAGUGGCUCUACACGCUGACAGGAAGCCUGGUGAGUGACGUCUGAACGAUCCUUUACUUUUCAACCGGUCUCACCUCUUCAGUGGAGGAACAAUUCCUGCUCUCCAGUUUCAGAACAUCGGGAACAUCUUGAGAUCUGAACGUUCACUCCAUUAAAAACACAGUGUGUGUAUUUGAACAACUACAUAAGGAGUAAAAUUAGCUCCUUUAAGACCAUAAUGACACCGGCAGCAGAAACAAAAACAGAAACACAUCCCUCUGCAAAAAUAAGGUUCAGAUUUAAAAAUGUUUGCAAUGACCCUUUAAUGAUGACAUCUGACAGCCUGUUUAAACCCACCAUCACUCAGCUGAGGAACACACAGGGUCUGAAUUUAGAUCCAGUUUCAAAGUUUCCUCUGCAGAGAAGUGACUCAGACGAGGUUUAGACCGUAGGACGGAUCUGUGGCGCCCCCUGGUGGACUGACGGUGAACUUGUCUUUGUCUGCAGUCUCGGCUGGUGGUGAAGACGGCUCUGAAGCUCCUCAUCGUCUUCGUCGAAUACGCAGAGUCCAACAGUCCUCUGCUCAUCAACGCUGUCAACACGGUGGACGGAAAACGAGGUAAAAUUAAAGGGAUAGUUCGUGUUUUUUUAAAUCAGGUUGUUUGAGCUAAAAGUCAGGUGGGAUCCAGAGAUCUCUGCUGUAAAACAGUGAGCAGGAUCUAUGCUAGAAGUCUUAAUAGACCAAAUACAUACAGAGUUAAUGAAAGGGGUUGUUAUUGGUGGGAAACAGCCGAUAAAAAGUGACUCAGUACAUUUCUGGGCCCCCAGAUCCGGAGGUUUUCUCAAGUGUUGAGGUUUAUAAAAAAGCUGAUAUCUCAGCCUCUGGAGCAGAUAGAAACAUCAUUCAAAAGGUAUUUGAGAGCUUAUACAUGUGGCUUUUAAGAUAACUAUCUUUUAUUCUUCUGAGCCUUCAUCACAUUUUUGAAAACCUUGAACAAACAAACUCAAAUGAAAUAAAGCGGCUGAAUAAAUAAAAGUUAAGACUCUGGAGAAUAACAAACUGUUUAUUUUCUAUAAAACAAGUGUCAGUCAUGAUAAAGUGUCCAUCAGUACAAAUGUAAAUAUAAAAAAUAAAGUGUUUAAAUGGUAAACAGCUGCCCUAGUAUAGUGCCAGGACAAAAGCAGAAACUAAAAACUAAUAAAUAAGUAAGUGUGUUCAUGUCUGUGCUCACCAAAAGUCAUGAACACUCAGAGAAAUCGCCGAUAAUGUGAAUCAAAGAUCUCGAUAUGAAGAGGUUGUUCACACUGCUGGAUGUAUGUAUGAUGUAUCCAUGCUCAUGGCUCGGAAGAUUGAUAUGUGUACAUGCUGUCCCGGUUUAAAUGGGUUAAAUCUGCACAUAUCGAAGUCAAGUCGAUGUUUAUUUCUAAAGCACCUUUAAAAGAGAGAAGUCAAACAAAGUGCUGAACACGGGAAAAAUAAAGAAGUAAAUAAAUAGAUAAGAAUGAAAAAUAGAAUUAAAAACAGUGAAAUAAAAUACAGACAGUAAAAGAAAAACAGUCUGAGUGUGAGUUUGUGUGUCUCAGGUGUGAAGCCGUGGGCUUACCUGAUGGAGGUUCUGGAGGAGAGGAACGGUACCGACACGGAGCUGCUCAUGUUCGCCAUGACGCUCAUCAACAAGGUAAACGAACGUACGACAAUAAAACCAGAGAGGUCCGAGUGUGUGUGAGUUUAAAACGUCAGUGACGUCUAUGUGUGUGUGUGUUUCCUCAGACCCUCGCCGUGCUCCCGGACCAGGACUCGUUCUACGAUCUGACCGACAGUCUGGAGCAGUUGGGGAUGGAGACCAUCAUCUUCAAACACAUGAACAACAGAGCGACGGAGCCCGACCUGAGGGCGCAGUUCGCCAUCUACGAGGUAACGACGACCUGAGCGACGACACACACCUGACAGAACUACAGACACGGGGAUAACAGAGUGUGUGUGUGUGUGUGUGUGUGUGUGUGUGUGUGUGUGCGUGCGCGGUGCAGGCAGCUCUGAAGUACGAGGACGGAGACAUGGACGACUCCUCCCCUCACCUUCGCAAAGAGAGAAGAAAGAUGGCCGCCGGCGAUCAGGAGGGACGAAAGAGCCGCCGAACCUCCACCCAGAACCUCCCUGACAUCCUCUCCUCACCCGCAGGCAUCUCCCCCUGUGCCUCCCCCACCCCAACAGCCUUCCUCUCCCCAUCGACAGAAAACACGACCUUCACCCCGACCUUCUCCCCCUCUGGAUCCCCCACCCCGACCUCCUUCCUCCCCGCCUCCAGAGAGAACAGACUUCCCUCGCCUGUCAUCUCCCCCGCCGUCUCCCCCGCCGUCUCCUCCCCCAGUCCUACAGCAGGACUCGGCAGCAGGGCCUCAUCCCCGCUGACCUCUGACCCGGGCAGUCCUGCCUCCAGCCCAUCAGGAUCCCAGAGAGGGUCUCCCCUACCUCCCCACAUGUCCUCCAACGGUACCAUCGUCACAGAGCCGGACGCAAAGAGUCCGUAAGUUCACCAUGAUAGACUUCACAUGACCUAACUAGACCUGAAUCCACCUGGAGGUUCAGGUCUGCAGGUUUCUGUUACACUGAAGAAACCCCAAAAGCAGGACCACGACAAAGGUCAAGAUACUGAACCAUGAAACUCCGUCGUCUUUGUCGUGUGAAAGUUCUUCUCUGAUCUGGAUUUGUAGUUUCAGUUAAAAGGAGAACAUAUUUAAACCCCCCCCCUCUCCAGGGUUUCUCGGUGGACCCGGUCCCUCUCAGCCCCCUGAGUUUGACCAAGUUUAGACCGACACGCUGAUGAGGGUCUGUGUUUUAUUUGGAAACAGAUUUUCUCUGAGUUCAAGCAGCAGGAAUGUUUGUGCUGCUCUGUGGGCACACCGAGAACUUUUCUGCUCGUGUUCCUGCUGCUGCCAUCUCCUAAAAAAAGGGGGCGGGGUUUAGUUUAUAUUUAACAUCAGAUCAAACUGGAAUUACAAACAUCUCCUCAAACCACUUCACAUCUCAGGGUCUCUGUUCCUGGUUCUGGUUCUGGGUCUGUUCUUGUCUCUGUGAUUUGGUGUUGGGUUUCUAUCUCUAAUCUAACCCCCGGUGUUUCCGUCCCCUCCCCUCUUCUUCUCCCUCUCUUCUUCUCCUUCUUCUUCUCUCUUCUCUCUUCCUGCUGUUAUUCCUCCUGACCACCAGCAGUCGCUCUUUCCUCAGCCACCAUAUGUCUGCUCUGGGUCUCGGCAGGAAGUCCAGGCUCUUUUCCAAAACCAGCUCCAUCUCUGAGGAGCCGUCAGCCGCCUGCAGGUCUGUAACACCCAGACUGACCUGUGUGAUGUCCUGUCGGUGCCCCCUACAGGCAGAGGCGUACACUACAGUCAUUUACGGAGAAUCGACCCAUCAGUUCACGAUUUUAGUAAAUUUGUCGAAUUUGAAUGAUGCAGUGAAUCAGCGUUUACGAUGAUAGAAAUAUAAAAACUAGAGCAGAGACUUUCACACGUUAAUUGUGAUUAAUUAAUUACGGUAAUAUUAUCUCGUUAAAAUAUUUACACAUAUUAUUCGCACAUACUUUAUUUUUCCACCGCUUAAAGUUUCUCACUAGACGAGUUUCAGGUAUACCGCUUAUGCCGGUGCACCCCUCCAGUAUCACCUGAAUGCUAAAAGUUCACCUUAGUCCGAUUCCGAUCAAGCGAUUAUUGGCGAUUAAUUAAUUAAUUAGCCUCUGAUUAAUUAGAUUAAUUUCUUUAAUUGAGUCCCAGCCCUAAUAAAAAGGUUAUUUUAAAGCUCCUGUGAGAACUUUUUGGUUUGUGUCAGUUUUGUGCCCCCUGUGGACAAAUUCGGUACUGCAUACCUAGAUUUCUAAAUGCUUAAAUAACGACUUCUGACAAAAACAACAAAAAAAUGUCAUCUCACAAACUGACCUGGGCUUUAAGUGUUUCUUUUUGGUUUGGUGUACCGUGUUGGUCAUGAUGAAAUCACGAUGAUCGGAAACUGCCGACGCCGUCGUUAGUUGCACACAUUUUUCUCUGACACAUUCACACGCGGAGCGGCGAACGAAACUGUCAGGAAACAAUGUUCUCAAAAGUUUGCCAUCAGCUUCCUCACUACAUUCUUGGCUGGUCACUCAUUCUGUGUGUGUGUGUGUGUGUGUGUGUGUGUGUGUGUGUGUUUCAGCUCGCCUUCCUCAGACCAGGAGAAGUCGUCCCAGUCGAACCAGGAGCAGCCUGUCAAGACAGAGUCUAAAACCAGUUUCAAGUAAGUUUUUCUGGUUUGUUGUGGAUUGUGAUGGUGGAGUGAACUGGGAUGUCAGGUUGCCAUGGUGAUUUAGGUUUAGAUAUCUGUAUGCAGCAGUUAAUUACUCUUCUGUUUUAUUGUGUUUUCUUUAUUUGAAGAGGAUGUCCUCAGACUGUCGGAGUUUCACUUUCAACUCUUUGAGUUUUCGCUUUUACUUUGUUUUAAUUUGUUUUAUAACAGACCUGAAUAAUUUUUUAAAAUAUAUUAAAGACCUCAGAGUCAUGAGAAAUGAGAGAUGGGAUUUAGAGCUUAUUUUUUGAAUGUUUUUAAAUCUUCUUUGAUUUGUGUUUUGUUUUUUCAUAAAACUUCAGGUCAUUUUAAUUUAUAAUUUUUUUAUUAUUAUUUUUUUUUACCCCUUAGUUGUCGGAGUAUUUGCUUCUUUUUUUCUUUUUUUUUUGCUGACUUUUUUUGUGACAUUUUUUUAUAUUUUUUUUAAUUAUUUUUUUUAACCCCUAUAUUGUCAGAGUGUUUGCUUCAUUGUUUUUUCUUUAUUUUGAUAAAAUUUUUAAUGACAUUUUGAAAUAUAUUUUUAAUUUAAUUUUUUUUUUUUUUGACUAAUUUUUCAAAUGUCGUAUUUGUUCUCCAAAAGCUCCAUCUUCUUUGUUUUUAGAUUUCCUGUUUGAUAAAAUCGUUGCAGAUCUCUCUCUCUCUCUCUCUCUCUCUCUCUCUCUCUCUCUCUCUCCUCUCCCCUCUCUCUCUCUCUCUCUCCCUCUCUCUCUCUCUCUUUCUCUCUCUCUCUCUGUUUGUUGUUUCUCCUGUCUCUGUCCGUGUCUCUCCGUCUGUCUUUUUUGCUGUUUUUCUUCUUCGUCACAUCAUUAAAAUAUUUCAUCGGUUGUUCUAAUCUUUUUCUUUUUCCUCUUUUCCAACAUUUUCCUCCCUCGUCUUUCUCUCUUCCUCUCUUCCCUCGUUCCUCACCCAGCUCUGGGGAGGAUGACCUGUUUCGAUGGUAAGUACCCGUCUCCCUCCUCCUGUCCUUCAGUCCUCCUCCUCCUCCUCCUCCUCCUCCUCAUGUGUUUCUCAUUAUGCUCAGCUGCAUUUAAACUCUUCAGCAUAUUAGAAUUUUUUUUAAAGUUGUUUAAUUGAAAGUCAGAUUGAAAUAGAUUAAAACUGAUUAAAAUUUAAUGAAGUGAUUAUAAAAUUAAACAUUUUACUGUUGGAGACGUUUUUCUGCAGCUGAUCACUUCACCCAUCAGGUGUUGUAUGAUUGACUCUCAGUGCUAUCUGACCAGAGAGGAUGAUGGGAAAUGGAUCAAUCUUAGUGUGUUUUUGAUUGGAGAUGCAGAUUCUGUGUCCCAACAACCCCCUAAAAUCUGAGACCACAGUGGGACCGCCUGUUCGGUCAGAUAUCUGCGGUCAGGGUUGGUUUUCUUCUAACUGUAAAAGUCUCCAGACUCCACAGACAAACACAGGUGAAAAUAAAGAGUUUGUGUAACCUUAGUGUGUGUUUGUUUGUGAUAUUUAGUGUUGUGUUGUUGACUCUCUGUAACACUAAAGUCACUUUUAUCACAAACAAACAUCCACUGAGGAAGAACCGGGUUUGUGGGUGGAGUCUGGACCUUCUCUGUUUUUUUAGAGUCUCAGUCUUUAACUAAAAAAAGGGAUCUUCUGUUUCUGUCCGAAAAAUGUCCGAGCCCGUCCUCGACAAACACGAGCGUCUUUAAUCGGUGUCGUCAUGUGAUCAGAUGGAUUUUGUCGCAGCCUGUUUUAAUUUUCGUAAAACUGUCUUGACUGAAGUCUUGACUGUGGCAGACAGCAACCAAACCAAGGUGGACUGAAACCUGUGGACCCGAGCCUCGGUUCUGGUCCGGUUCUUGGUUUUCCACGAGUCCGUGUCCAUGCACGUCUUUGUGUCUUUGUGUCUUUGUGUCCCGCUCAGCUGUGUGUUGUGUCCCUACAGCUCUGAUGAAUGUAAUGUUAAUCCAGACAAGCCGGUUCUGAGGAGGUUUGAGUAAGUACUGGUGCAUGCUGGGAGAUGUAGUCUGGGCUCUGCUGGUUUUGGUGGGCUCUUGCUGUGUGUGUGUGCAGCCUGUCGGGUUGUUUCAGAGUGAUUUUAGAUGAUUCAGUGUUUUUGAUUGAAUUUAUGGUUCUGGGUGAUUUUUAAUGAUUUUCUGCUGAAUCUCAAAUCAAAUCAAAUCCACUUUCUGACCCGGGUUCCUGUCUGUCUGUCUGAGAAGUAUCUUUAGAUUAUCUGUCUCAUUGUUUUCUUACUCCUCUGUCUCCUGGUCCUGGUUCUGGUUCUGGUCCUGGUCCAAGUGUAUUGUUUUCCUUCAGUUCACAACAAUAGAAACUCAUAAAGUGGGGCAGAGCUGAAAGUGUGAUUUUUCUGGAAGCUUCUAAACACAGACAUGAAGUCCAGACGGCCGAUUACAGACCAGCAGAUCUGUGCGCUCUCAGACCUGGACCAGGUCCACCUCCAAAAUAACCGAACCACACUGAACUGAACAGAACUGUAAAGCUGUAUAUAAAGUACAUGUCUUUAGUUUAUCGACUAAACUUCACUGUUCUCGAGGAUCUGAAUGUUGAAUUCUCCUUAUCGACUAAAUUGAGUCACUUUACAUGUAAAAACGGUUUAACAGCCUCAUUACAUAAAAAACAAACUUGUUUACUCAGCUCCAAUAACAAGAGUUAUUAUUUUAAUAUAAUUUAAAUGUAAUAUACUAAUAUACUUUGAUAUUUGACCCAUUAAAGGAUGAAUGCAGGACUUUUUUCUAACUCAAAAACACAAAGAAAAUGAACUUUUUAAAUAUAUUCUUAAAUCUCUCAGCCUUGUUCACCCAAAAACCUCAAAAUGAUUUAAAAUGUAGGACAAUAUUUAAGAAAAGUAUUCUUGGUCCUGAAAGUUGUGAAACUUUUGCUUUUUAUACGUUAAUUUAUAGAAAUAAAGAUUAAACCGCCCACAAAAGUAAUCUCAUGCCACAGGAAAUACUUUUUAUAUACCGCAUUUUUCGCACUGUAAGGCGUACCAUCAAUAAAUGCGUCUAUUAGCGUCUAUUUUCAUACAUAAGGUGCACCAGAUUAUAAAGCGUAUUAAGCCAAACAAAACAGUCAGAUAAGUCAAACUUUAUUUAACUCAUUCAAUAACUCCGCGAGGCUACGGAGGCUGCAGAGCUCCGACAAGCCAAAAGGAUUUUAAGUGCGCCUUAUAGUACGAAAAAUACGGUAAAUCAUUCAUCACUUAUUAUAACACAUGUAAAUAAACCCUCAUCAAUGCAGGAAAGAUAGAAAUCCUUAUAAGUAAUUAUAAGCAUUAAUGAGAACUUAAAUCAGUGUUUAGUGUAAUAAACAUCUGACAGUCAUCCAUCGUUAAUUUUGGGGUUCCUCAGGGCUCAGCUGGAGGAACACUCCUGUUUUCUAUCUCUACAUUUCCUCCUGGACAUGUGAUCAAUAGAAACAACAUUCACUUUAAAUCUGUACGCUGAUGACACCCAGCUUUACUUUUCUUUUAGCCGUAACAACCCUGAUCACAUCCAGGGUUUUAUCGACUGGAGGGUCCACAACUCUACAGAGAGUGAAUAUUGAUAUAGACAAAACAUUUAUCCACUUCACCCAACGUUCAUCUAUUAACUGGAGCAAUGAAGCUUUUUUAAAUUUAACUUUUUGACUCAUGAUACUGCGUGUUGUAGUCAUAUCUGAGCCUCUGUUGUAACUCAAUCAGGAACUCAAAUUUCCUUCAGGGUUCAUAAAGUUUCAUCUUAUUGUGGAUCAAGUUGGAAAAUAUUUACAGAUUUAACCGCAUCUCUGAAGACAGGAUGUCUAAAUCUCUUCAGAGCGCUAAAAAUGAAAAUCGUUCAUGAACACAAAACUGUCAGUGUUUUAAUUUAGUCUUACAGAUCUGCUUUAAGCCUUUCUUUAUAACAGAGCGUCACUGAAAAUAACUGUGGUUCAGUUAUUGAUCCUGUCUUUGGCACUUGAACACGCUCCCUCCAAAACAUCGAUCAUCAGCGACCUAAAGGGACGUAAAAACGUACGAUAAUAUCCUGAGUUUAUCUUUAAUAGGAGAUUAAAAUCGCUCUAAACUUUGAUAAUGAGGGAAAAUGAUAAGAUAAGGUCUCGAUCUCUCUUCAGAGAAAACUUAAACAAUAAAAAUCUCCCCCUUCCUCUGACCUUCGUCUCUCUACAGCUGAAUAAUCACUAAAAAACUGCAGAGAUGUGUGUGUUUGUGUUGGGUUCAUAGUUCAGCACUUCGUCCAGAACCUCACAUAUUAAACUCGUAAAUCAGCGCCGCUGGUGUGUGCCGCAGCUUCAGUGUGUGUGUGUGUGUGUGUGUGUGCUGUUUUUCAAGGUGUGUGGGUUUGUUUUCGCUGGUGUUUAAUCUGCCUGAAGCUGGUUUUAGAUUUGCAGUGACGACAAAAAUCAAUCAAUCAAUCAAUCAGUCGCUGGUUUGUGUGGUGUACGGUUUCUUUCAAUUUGUUUGUCGUGUUUUUUUUGCUUUCACAUGCUGUCAAGAACAUUCAAGUCUGACUUUUCUGUGUUUAUAGUUCCUGAUCUCUAAUUCAUUUAGUUCCUCUGGGGCAUUUUGAUCAGUUUGUGAAACAGACUUUAAUCAAUAUUCAUGUUUUUAUAGGACGUACUAAAGCAAACGAGAAAGACUGACUCACUUCUAUGUUUGUCGUUUUUGAAGCCUGAAACCAAAACGGUUCACAGAAACAAACAUUUGAAGAUGCAUGUUGAUAUAAAAUAAAUCUUUUUACACAUGUACGAAGAAAAGUAGAGGAAUCACUUUGUCCACAGGGGGCGCCAAAUUCAACACAAUCAGAAGUCCCUCAUUGAAGCUUUAAGAGUCACAGAGAAACAAACAUUUUAGAUCUUCCUAAAACUUUUGUGUUUUUCUCACUGAGCUGCUUUGUUGUUGUUGUUGUUGGUUCUGGUUUCCUCCUGAAACAUCAUCUGAGUCUCAUAUCGGAGCGUCUUCACGACCUCAGCAGCAUGUGAAAGUGGCGCCUGAUCUCAGCCUCCCAAACGUCUGAUCGCAGCUCCUCGUCUGAUUCGUGUCGGCCGUGUUAUGUCCCCGUCUCAGGUGGUUUUUGUUGAUCCUGUUUCUGCAGAGACACCUUCCUGCGCAGCCUGGCAGCCACACAGUGGGAGAAGAAGAGGAGGAGUAAAAACCUGAGCCAGUCCAGGCAGUCCACGUCUGAUGACCUCAUAACCCCGAAGUCUGCGGAGGAGCCGGGCGGCGAGGAGUCAUCAGAGCGCGGUAAAACGUUAUAUUCAUGUGUUUGAAUGAAGCUGAUGUGUAAACAGGAAGGUUAACGGGUUUAUUAAAGGUCGUCAAUCUCUGUCUGUUUUUUUCAGUGCCAUCCCCCAGCAGUCUGGACAGUAACGGACACUCAGACUCCCAGAAUGACCCAGGUGAGGGACUACAGAUACCCACAAUCCCGUUCUCUAAAACUGAUGUUUGUGUGGAGGACCCGGUCUUGAAAACUGCAUGUUUAAUUUCACAGACAGGCUACUAGAAUAGAAAAAUAAGCUGAGGGGUGUUACUAAUUUGGUUAUAAAUGUCAGCUGUUGAUUGGUCGACGUGUUACCAUGGAGACACAAAGUUCCUUCUGCUGAUUCAGAGGAUGAAACAAACUUCAUUCAGCUUUAAACAGAGUUCAGUGUGUCAGCUGAGUGGAGUCAGCACGCCCCCUGGUGGAGGUCAGGUGUCACUACACUGUUAGAGUCCAGAGUAAACAGGAGUGACAGGAGUUAUUAUGAGCGUCUGUUCUCGGCUGUUAGAUCCUCAUCAGACCUGGAAGCUGAUCGUAGUUGAAGCAGUAAAACUUAAACUCAGGAGUGAUUUUGUUUUAAUUCUGACAAACUUUCGUCUCUCUGCAGCGACCGGCAUCCAGCGUCAGUGCAGCACGCUGUCCAACGACAGGAAGUUCCUGCUGGACAUGCUGUACUCCAAAACUUCUCCUUCAGCACCUCUGAGCCCCACCGCUGCUGCUGCUCCUGACACCACAGAAGAAGAAGGAAACUUCACACCUGGUAGGAGCUGAGAGACGCUGCGCACUAAUCCUGUUCUCAUGGAGAUACCCCACUGUUUUAUUCAGGAUUUCAUUCUGUGUGUUUUCCUCUCAGGUGGAGAUCUGGGGGGUCGGGGCCGUGUGCUGGAGCGAUUGUCCAGCUUUAAUGCUCGCUCAGCGGAGCCCGCGGUUCCCACUGAGAGCAGCGCCUCCCGCAGGGCAGAGCUGGAGGGGCUGGAAGGGUCGGCCCAGGCGGCGCUGGCCCGACUGGCUGAUUAUCAGAAGGUCUGGACCGUCGCUAAAUUUAAUAAACGCUUUUUAAAACUCCAUUAACUCCAGUUUAGGGAGUCCCCCAGAUCACAUGAGUCCUGACCCUGUUUUAUCUACCCGACUGUUUUCACACAGAACCGUAAACUCCGUCAGCAGAGCAGUGUGGACGUAGAGAACCAGGCCCGCCGUCCUGACACCGCCCAGACGACCCCUCUGGGUCCUGGAGUUCCCUCAGACGCCUGGGAGCAGCUGCAGCCGAGCGCCUCCUCCCUGCGGAUCAAAGACUUGGACUUCUCCGACCUCCUGGACGAGGAGGACAUCGACGUCCUGGACAUGGACACCUUUGACUCCUCCUCCUCCUCCACCUGUUACUCCGGCCUCCCUCCUCCUGCUCCUCCACCUCCACCAGGCAUGGCAGGAAUCCCACCGGCGCCUCCCCCUCCACCACCUCCUCCAGGCCUGCCCGGAGCUCCGCCUCCUCCCCCACCUCCUCCGCCUCUUCCAGGAGGUCUAGCCCCACCUCCACCUCCUCCACCCCCUCCUCCUGGUGCUCCCCCUCCACCUCCCUUCUCCACCUCCCCAGGAGCUCCAUCUCAGAAGAAGAAGAAGACGGUGAAGCUGUUCUGGAAGGAGCUGAAACAGGCUGACGGGCCGCAGAAGUGCCGCUUCGGUCGGGGGACGGUGUGGGCGUCUCUGGACAAGGUGGUGGUGGACACCACCCGCCUAGAACACCUGUUUGAGUCGAAAGCCAAGGAGCUGCCUGUCGCCAAGGUAACCGGGCUUAGUUUAGCUGGGGGGGAAAACAAACAGAUGCAGAGUGGGAAGAAGUGAGAGGGAAGGUGGAGGGAGAGGUGAGGCUGAGUUUGUGAGUGUUGAGACUCGGUGGGAGGUUCAUCAGGUUUUAUCUCUGAGCUUCAUGUCUCACUUUUAUAUUAAUGUCUGAGUUUAAUUAGAUUUAAUUAAAUAUGAAUUUAAUUAGAGACGAACGAUGGUGAGCAGAUAUUUGUGGGAUGAUGUUGAAAGUCAUUUUUUAGUCUCACAAAGACGUUUUUGAGGUUCGUUUCACCUCCUGUUCAUGAUGCUGUUGUUGUAAUACUCAUUUUGACCACCGGGGACUGUAUAGCACGACUCCACCAUGCUCUUAACGACACUGAGAGUGUUUUCUUGUAAUUAGGGCUGCACGAUUAAUCGAUUUUAAAUCCGAAUUUGGUUAUUUGAUUAUGACGAUGUUAAAAAACUAAAUUCAUCAUAUUGAUUUUCCUCUCCAUCAUGCACCUCCAGGCCACCGUAGGCUCCUCCUUCCCACACACACCACUGUAAACAAACAUGGCGUUUGUAGAAGAAGGCGAUAAUUUUGUGGUUAAAUAGGACAAGAGCGAGUCAGUCGUGUUGAAUUGGUUCGACUUCACAGUUUCAGAUGAAGAGUAAACCACUCCCCGCUGCAAAGUCUGUCUGAAGGCGGUAUCAACCCGUCACCACGGAAACGAAUUCAGGAGGAAACGCUAACGUUUUUUGUCGUAUCGGCAUUUCAUCCACACGGAAGUAGAAAAAAAUUUGGAUUUCAUUUUUGUUUAAAAUCAUGCAGCCUCUCUGUCGUCGUAUUUCUAAGACGUCAGGAUGUGGAAACGUCGAUAACUGAAGAUUUUCUGCAGUUUUAUGUUUCGACUUUUUUCUUCACUGAUUUUUAUUAAAUGUUUUUAACUGUAUUUGUAAAAUUUGUUGUUUGAGCAGAAAGGACCGGAGACGAAGAGGUCUGAGAUUCUGGUUCUGGACCCAAAGAGAAGUAACGCCAUCAACAUCGGUAUGACCGUCCUGCCGGCCGUCCACGUCAUCAGAACCGCCAUCCUCAACUUUGACGAGUUUGCCAUCACCAAGGAGGGGAUCGAGGUAAAGGAGGAUUUUUUUAAUAAGGUCUACAGUAGAUGUAGAUCCAGGUCUGAGCUGACCCCUCUCUGCUCUGAGUAGAAGAUCCUGACCAUGGUCCCCACAGACGAGGAGAAGCAGAAGAUCCAGGAGGCUCAGCUCGCCAAUCCUGACGUUCCUCUGGGCACAGCGGAGCAGUUCCUCUUCAGCCUGGCCUCCAUCAGCGCCCUGACCCCCCGCCUGCAGCUCUGGGCCUUCAAACUGAACUAUGAGGCUCUGGAGAAGGUCAGAAACCUGGUUUUAGGUCUACAUGAGUCCUGGUCCAUCUCACUGUGGCGUCAGUGAAAACCCUCCAGUACUUUCAUAAGACAGGAUGUUGAUUAUGUCGUGAUUUUGUCGCCCCCUGCAGGAGAUCGCAGAGCCGCUCUUUGACCUGAAGCUCGGCAUGGAGCAGCUCGCCUCUAAUCUGACCUUCAGGAGGAUCCUCGCCACACUGCUCGCCAUCGGGAACUUCCUCAACAGCUCCAACGUGAGGACGAAAAAACACAAAAACAGAGAGAGAGUGGAAAUAUCCACGCCGACAGGGAGAGGGAGUCACUGCUCUCCUGAUUCCUUACUUCCCUCCUCUCCUGAUUCCUUACUUCCUCUCCUGCUUCCUUACUUUCCUUCUCUCCUGCUCCCUUCCCUCCCUUCCUGGUUCCUUUCCUCCUCUUCUCCUUCUUUUCCUCCUCUCCCGCCUCCUUUCCUCCCCUCCUGCUUCCUUACUUUCUUCCUCUCCUGCUUCCCUCCUUCUCUUCUCUCCUGCUUUCUUCCUAACCUCUCCUGCUUCCUUCCCUCCUCUCCUGCUUCCUUCCAUUCCUCCUCUCCUGCUUCCGUCCUUCUCUUCUUUCGUGCUUCCUUAGCUUUCUUCCCUCCUCUUCUGAUUCCUUCCCUCCUCUCCUGCUUUCUUUCCUCCUCUCCUACUUUCUCCUUUGCUUCCUCUCCUGCUUUCUUCCCUCCUCUCCUGCUUCCUUCCUUUCCUCCUCUCCUGCUUCCCUCCCUUCCCCCAAACCUUGCUUCCAUCUCUCCUUUCCUGCUUCCUUCCCUCCUCUCCUGCUUCCUUCCUUUCCUCCCCUCCUGCUUCUUUACCUCCCAUUUUUCCUUCCUGCUCAUUUUUCCUCCUUUCUUUUUCUUUCCUUUUGUAAUCUCUCUCCUCUUCCUCCUCCUCCUUCUCCCCCUCCUCCUCCUCCUCCUCCUCCUCCUCAUCCUCCUCUUCCUCCUCCUCCUCCUCCCCCUCCUCCUCCUCACCUGACCCUUUGGAUAAUUUUGUCGUCUCUGUAAACAGGAAACUAAGAUAAAAGGAAAAGACCAUCAGAUAUCGUGUGUGUGUUAACAUGUGUGUGUGUGUGUGUGUGUGUGUGUGUGUGUGUGUGUGUGUGUGUGUGCGUGUGUGUGUGCGUGCGCAGGCUAAAGGCUUCGAGCUGGGUUACCUGGAGAAGGUGGUGGAGGUGAAGGACACGGUUCAUCGUCAGACUCUGCUGCAUCACACCUGCAGCCAGGUGGUGGAAAAUUACCCAGAAUCCUCGGACGUGUACUCGGAGAUCCCCGCCAUCACUCGCUCCGCCAAAGUAAAAGUCCUCUCCUCUUUUAUUUUGGUAAGUGUUCCUCUGUGGACGAUCAGGUGGUGACCAGGUGUGUUUCCUCCUCCUCCUCCAGGUGGACUUUGAGCUGCUGUCGGAGAACCUGGUCCAGCUGGAGAGACGCUGCAAAGCAUCAUGGGACAACCUGAAGGUGGUGGCCAAACAUGAGACCAAGGCGGUGCUGAAGAACAAGAUGACGGACUUCCUGAAGGACUGUACGCAGAGGAUCAUCAUCCUGAAGGUGGUGCACAGGAGGGUCAUCAACAGGUACACCACGCCGCUCCUCCUCUUCCUCUCCUCCUCUUCUUCUCCUCCUCUUCCUCUCCUCCUCUUCCUCUCCUCCUCUUCCUCUCCUCCUCUUCCUCUCCUCCUCUUUCUCUCCUCCUCUUCCUCUCUUCCUCUUCCUCUCCUCCUCUUUCUCUCCUCCUCUUCCUCUCCUCCUUCCUUCAUCUUCUCUUUCUCUAUCCUUUCUCCUCCUUGAAUUCAUCCUUGCAUCCCUCCUCUUUCCUCAUCUCCAUUUCACUCCUUUUUCCUCCUUCCUCUCCUUCCUUUCUCCUCCCUUUUCUCUCCAUCCCGCUGAUCCUCAGUUUGUGGUCCAGCUUCAGUCCUUCACCUCCUCCUCCUCCUCCUCCUCCUGCAGGUUCCACUCGUUCCUGCUGUUCCUGGGUCAGCCGUCCUCCUCCGUCAGAGACAUCAAGGUCACCAGUUUCUGUCGGAUCAUCAGCGAGUUCUCUCUCGAGUAUCGGACCACCAGAGAGCGAGUCCUGACCCUGAAACGGAAACGAGCCGCUCACAGAGAGAGGACCAAGACCAGAGGGAAGAUGAUCACUGAGGUACGACUCCUCCUCCUCCUCCUCCUCCUCCUCCUACACCUGGAGGGUCAAAGGUCACAGCAGGAGGCGUGAAAAUAAACUCAAACAGUCGAAGAAUCAGAACACUUUGAUCUUUUUAAUGAAACUUUCAAACUUCUGUAACUUUUCCAGACUGAGAAGUUUUCAGGGGCGGUGCCUCAGGAUGAAAGCUCCUCCCCCAUCUCCAUGGCAACAGAGGUGGAGCCAGGUCAGGAAGAGGAGCACGAGAACAUGAAGAACCUCCUCAUCAGCGGCAGGAACAGUCUGCCUGCAGAUCAGGGAGGACUGAGACGCUCCAGAGCCGUCCGCAGUAAGACCGCCGUGUUUCAUCUGAGCAUGCUCAGUACAGCCCCACGGUUAUGACCCCGACUUUAAAGAGAGAUGUUAACAGUAUGACUGCAUCCACAAACGGGGUCAAAACUGAACCAUAGAACCAGGAUCCAGAACCACCAGAGUCCUCUCUGGACCUGAGUCCAUUUAAGGUGGACUGAGGGGACGAGGAGAACUGUCCUGGGGUCUGCAGGGAUCACAACAGCACGGCUCUGUAGUAGGAGGGUCCUGCUUUUAAACUGGUCUGCCUGCAGUUCAGACUUCAGACCCACUGAACAGAAAGUUUAAUUAAAUAACGGGGUCGAUGUUUUUAAACGGAUUUAAAGGGAUAUUCUGGCAUGAAAUUAAUUUAGGGUCAAACCCACCGUAACACCGAGUCAGACCCCCCCUCCAGAGAUGAAUGUUGUCGACCGCUUGCUUCUCUAGUUAUACCAACUUUAGUAACGACCGCAGGAUAGAAAUACAGAGAGCCACGCGCUCAACUAAAACGCCACUCUAUAGCCACAAAUAAUGCUCAGAACAGGCGUGUGUCUAACUCGGUGUUACGGUGCGUUUGACCCUGAAUUAAUUUUAUGCUGGAAUAUCCCUUUAAAACCACAUUAUACUCAGUACCCUGACAUUUGUGGGAUUUUAUUUUGAGAUUAUUCUGUUUUUGUUUUGUUUUGAUCUGACAUUAUUAAGAGUCUAGAACACAUUAGAUUAAAUAAUUGAUCAUAUUUAUAUUUAAAUAUAUUUAUUUUCUGUUAUUUUUAAAUCACUGAUUAAAGAUUUCGAGCUUCUUUAUUUCGUCAUCUCUGAUUCUGAUUCUGAUUCUGAUUCUGGUCCUCAGGUCUCGGCAGCGUGAAUCCGUCUCAGAUGUCUGUAGCCAGAGACGACGGGCCGAGCCCUCAGGACGACGCCACCGAUGAGAUCAUGGACCGACUCGUCAAGUCUGUUACCCAGAAUCCUUCAGACAGACCCUCAAGUCCCAAGACUCGCAAACGGUCCCGAGUGAACAGAAAGUCCUGUGAGUACUGGACCUGAUGGGAUCCUGCUUUAAUGUUUAAUUGUUGGACUGCUCCUUUAAUCUUAGACUGGUCCACCUUGAGUUUGUAGGUUUCUGGGUCUCAGACUUUACGUGGAGACACAACAGCAGCUCUGUGUUCACAACACGUCCGUAUCAGACAGCAGCUCCGUAUCAGUGUUUUCACCUCCUCACUAAAUCCUGACUAUCAGAUCUUUACUGACCCGGUCAGGUUUGGAGGACACAGAGGACUCUGAGAGAGCAGAGGAUCAGACCCAGAACUGCGAAAAAAUACUCACAGAGUCCAGAUCUGACACACUGAUGGAGGCAGAUGAUGAACCAUGAAGCUUUGUCUUUGUUGACUUAAUUUCUCUGUGUUUAAAUAAAGUCAAUAUUAAUAAUAUUUAUGAUGAUGAUAAAGGAGGACAUGGAUUGAAAAUGGCUGUUGUGUGUUUCAGUGAGGAGGACUCUGAAGAGCGGCCUCAGUCUGGAUGUGGUUCAGGCUCUGGGACUGAACAACAAGACAGCCGACAAGGUCUGA
This is a messenger RNA of Xyrichtys novacula (pearly razorfish), 50406 nucleotides long. The record is from the annotation of a GenBank genome assembly. Lineage: Eukaryota; Metazoa; Chordata; Actinopteri; Labriformes; Labridae.